GGUGAGGACUGCUGACAGUGCUCUGAUUCACUCACUCAGUCACUCACACCCAUUGCAUUCCUCACUGUCUGCAGGCACAAUACAAUGUGUACACAUUCAGUUCACUUCUGAUCAGACAGGAGCAGCCUGUGACAAGCAAGGGAUCAUUAUCACCAUCCAUUCUCUCACUGGGGCUCUUUAAGAUCUACACUUUGCUGGGAGGUUAUGGAUUUGCUGUGCACAUCUGGAAAUAAUCACUGAGUGGCUUACACUAUGGAAGACACUGAGAAUAAGGUAAGGAAUGAGGGACACAAGGUUACAAGUCAUGGGGAAAGAAGAAGUGAGGUUUGCACAACUUUAUGUAUUGCAUUUCACUUCUAAUGGAAUUCUAGUGGGGAAGAUUUGCUUUGGUGUUAACAAAGAGUUAAACUGGAGCAGCAAUUACAUUUCACUACCAGAAUGGAUUGCUGGAACAUGAGAAAUAUUAAGGUGUGUCCUUGGUGGAAAUUAGUCAGCUCAAAUAUGCUGUAAAAAAGAAAAUAUCUCUAUCUGAAUUACAGAAUGCAAGCACCAUUGAAGAGGUAGUGUAUGCAUGGAACAGUGUGCAGGCACAGUUGAUGAGUAAUACAGUUAUUUAAUUUCUAAUGACUUGUGGUAUAAGGAAAGUUGGGUUAUGAUUUUAGAUGCAAACAAGGAGAGAAAUACUUAAUAGCUGGAAUGUAGCUAGGAAAUAUAAGGAGACUACAUGUCCCAUGAUGCUUUGCCAACGGUUUGUAUAGUAAAGCAUCAUGGAUUUUAGAACCUUGUUAACUUAUUAUAGUCACCUCUAUCUUAGUGGUACCUACCUUGCUGAAUAGCAUAGAUUUAGCUUGGUACAUUUAAAGGUUUAAUUAAAAAUUCCAACCCAGUCAAGAGAUAUACAGAUACAAAGUAAGGUUGACUUUAUUAGAUACUUGGGUUGAGCUAUACAGCUAUGGCUGUAGGUUAUUGGCUCUGUCUAUGGAAGAACCCGCAGUCUCGCAGGAUCCUCCAUAGACCUCAAUGCUGUAGUCUUGCACGAAAGUUAAGCAGUUAUGUCGGCUCCUGGUGCUGAAGAUGGUCACGCCUACAAAGGACAACUUCAGGUAAGUAAAUCUCACCUUUACCUGCCUCCCCCGCCCCUCCUCUGCCUCUGGUCUACCAGCUGCGAUGUCACAGUGAGGGGUCUAUGCAAAUUCUGCAAUGUCCCCAGAUGGUGACAGUGCAGCAUUAAUAAAGUGAGACUUCAAAAUGAAUUUAAAAUGAAUUUAAAAUUUAAGGCCACAUUUUUCCAGCCAUCUGAAUGCAUAGUGGAUCGAAAGAAUUCUUCGGUUCAGCUAUUUUCCCUUUAAAUUAAUUUGAAAAAUCACUCUAGUAAAAAAAACUCUGUUAAAGUUUGGUUUCUAAUCAAGGCAAACUUUCUGAUUCUCAGAUAAUUCAGAGCAAUUUCCAAACAUUAGAAGCCAUCCACUAGAAUUAAGUGACUUCCUAGAUAUUUACUUUUCUUUUAAAUUCUACGAACUCCUCCUCCAGACCAAAAGCCUAAAAAUUAUUCCCAAAUAUAUAGUUUUAUUCCACCCCCUGCGUCAUGAUUAAACCACUUGCAUACAGAUAUAAAUAUUGUAAAAGUCUAGCUAGUUGCAAUUAUUAUUCUUCACCUUUUAUUUUCAUAGCACUGACAUACACACAAGUAGCUAAUGACACAUUUCAGCCAAUUAAAGAACACAAUGUGACAAUGGCCUUAUUCAGCUAAUCUGUUUGGUUUCAGAGCCAGAUGUUUAAGCUACUAGCAAGAUUCUAUCAAGGCCUGCUACUUCACAGAUAGCAUGGGGUUGUCAGGGUCAGAUACACAGCAUGUAACCAAGUUACGAAAGUCAGUAAUACGGUUUGUGAACUGCUAAGAUGCUAAAAGGAAUUAGAAAAGUUCUUGUAGAAAUGAAAUUCUCCAUUUCUUAAGAAGUUAUCAUAUGCAAACUAAUAAUUCUUAGUUAUGGGAGCAGCAGGCUAUGGUGUGUGAUUUGAGAUCUAAUGAAAAUUGAUAUUUGGAGCGGUUAUACAAUCAUUAUAAACUAUGAGGCACCAACAUAUUGUGUAGCCAUGUACAAUGGGUAUACACAGAUAAAAAGAAAACAAAACAUGAUAAGUUAUCAGAAACAAAUGGCGGAGGGUCUCGUUAAGCAAGCUUACAAUAUAGAGAAACACUGCACUGUUAUUAGUACAUUAGUUGGGAGGUGGAUGGGGGGUUCCAUUGAGAAAUGGUAUUUCAUUCUAUCAUAAAAUUGAGGGUGUGUUUUGUUUUGUUAACAGGAGAUUCCAAUUAAACAUGUUUGUAAUCUAAGAAAAAACAAUAAAUUGAUAUAAAUACAUUAGUUGGGUUUUGUGUUUCCAUUGAGAAAGGAGAUUUCAUUCUGGUGUUUAAGGUGGAACUUGUUUUUUGUUUGGCGUUUUUGUUGUUUACAUAUACCUGUGGUAAUUAUUCCUCAUAUUUGUCAAAGCUAAAUGGAGAAAUUUGGGACACUGAGAAAAAUAUGUAAACUGAGCAAAUUGUAGAAUAAAUAUGCAGGCAGCUCCAGAUUUGUAAUGAUAAUCUAAAUUAUUGGACUUGUGUUUAUUUACCAAAAACUUAAUUACCACAGCAAAUUGUACCAAGGUAAAAUAUGCUCACCACAGGAAAAAAAGGGAUGUUUAUUGUUAUUAUUAUUGCCAUUUAUAUAGUGCCAGAUUCCGUAGCGCCUGUUAAAUUAAGAUUUCCAAAAAUACUGCUUACAAACAUGUUCAGAGAUACAUCUUGGCAUUCAAUGCAGCAAAUUUGGACACACUGGAAUACAUAUAAAUUAAUAUGUAAAUAUUGUUUCAUUUUCUUAUGUAAACGUUGUGAACACUUUGAUACAAGUCUAGGCCCUGGCCUGAAAACCACAGCCAUUGGAUGUUACAUUUGAAAUGCUGUUGUUAUUUGUGAAUUAAAAUUUUGUAUUUUUUUUUUUUAAAUAAAAAAUAAAAAAGGUUCUAGGAGGAUGACGUAGAGGGGAAAAAAAUAUGUUUUUUCCCCUCUUAGUCAUCUUCCUAGAACCUUUUUUUUUCUGUUAAAAUCCUACCCUCCUUUAACAUCUGCCAGUUUCUGUUGGAAUAAAACUUAAAGAUGUAUUUACCAAAGUAAGAAUUGUAAGGAAUUAAGAGUAAAUUUUACAUAUAAGCACAAAACAACUUAAUUGGAAAUAUUCUCCACGUCAGCUAUGCAUUUUGUUUGGCUAUUUUUUUAUCUAAUUAUUUAAAGGUCACUUUGAAAUCCCAUCACUUCUCCCUUUAAUAAAUAAUGUCAUUGGAUUGUCAGUAUAAGACUCACAAUGCACCAUCCUCCAUACAGCAGUGUGAUCAGCAGAGACAUCCAACAUACUGCCUGUACUUUGUGUUAACUGUUUAAACCUCGUCAGUUUGUUGCAACUACCCUAACAUGGUCAAAGAAAGCAGGCAGUGUAUAGAAGCUUUUAGUUUGCAGUGCACAAUGGAAUGUCUGUAGCUACUUAGCAAGUCAUAGAUAGGGACCCAGAUAGGGGCUACGGACCCGCAGGAACCAAAUUCAUAUAGAGAGGAUGCUGGCAUUUUAAAUGGGGACCAUAAUACACAGUGAGAAAAUGAAUAUUAAAACAUUGUAUAGAAGCAUCAGUGAAAUACAAUUUGCAGCCAACAAGUGUUCCUUUCUAAGAAAAAGGUGAGAGACCCCAAAAAAAUCCAACAAGGUAGUAAGGGUAGGACAGGCUCAGUGAUCUUCAGGAACAGAGAAUGCAAUGUAGCUUAACUGAAAGGGAAUACAAUAAGUAGAAAUCAUUAUCAAGGCCAGGCACAAGAUAAGGCCACAUCACUUGGUUACAACAGGAAACUAUUGUAGGAUGUUAAGAGAAUAUCAGCCUGUGCACUUUUAUAGGAAGCAGGCACCACACCCCAGUCCAGCCGUACUCAAACAAGAACGGUGCAAGAACGAGAGGCCUAGACAUGUCACACAGCCGUAACGCAAGAGCAAAGAAAAGUAUACAUUAAUGCCCACUGUAGCCAACCAUGCAUGUUCAUGAGCAAGGGUAAACUGUAAGUGAGCCAGGUCACGAAGUGAGUGGCCCAUACAGAAAUUACUUUUCAGUCACUUAAAGGGACUUUAUAGUCACCAGAACAACUGCAGCCUAAUGUAGUUGUUCUGGAGUCUAUAGCCUGUCCCUGCAGGCUUUUUAAUAUAAACACUGUUCUUCAGAGGAAAGGCAGUGUUUACAUUACUGCCUAUGGACACUUCUAAUGGCAACCACUCAGAUGGUCACUGGAGGUUCUUCCUGUGUCAGUGCUGCACAGUGUGCAGCACUGACAUUCAGUGUCUCCACUUUCUCCAUGGAGGCGCUGACCGUUCCCCAUAGAGAUGCAUUGAUUCACUGGCCAGCACAGUGUUUUGCAAAGCAUUGGAUUGCCUGCGAUAAUCAAAUUUGAGGAUAUCAGCCAAGAAGGCAGAGCAUGGGCUGGGCCAGCCAAAAGGAGGCCUACACAGAGCAAGUCACCUUUUUUAAUUAAGGUGAAGACGGCCGGAAACCUAAGUGACGCAUUUAAAAACCUAUAGUGUCAGAAAUUCACAUGUUCAUUCUUGACACUAUAGUGUUCCUUUAAAUUCCUUUAAGUAAUAAAUAAUGAUCAAGUGACCUGAAAUAAUUGUGGGUUGUGUGAAUUGUAAAUGAUACAUAAUUCAAAGACGCUGCUUUUCAAAUAAAAUAAUCUCCAGUCCCGUACAAUGGGUGGCACAAAGCAGAGAUCACAGUUGUCUCAAAUUACAUCAGGAUUAAAGAAAGACAGUUCCACAUGAGUAAAGUUUUCAUGAUACAGACAGAGAAUGCAAAGGAAUUAAAUAUGUCACAUGGAUUUUGUUUUGAAAUUAAAGGGUUACUCCAAGCACCAGGUCAGUGAUUUGAAGUGGUCAUGGUGCCUGGAGUCUGUAUGUGCAGCAUUUCACUCUGAAACACUGGUAUGUGGAAUUUAACGCCUUUGCUUCCGGAGCAUCAUUGGCGUUUGAUACCCAGUACAGAAGUAGAGUUCGGGGUUGGCUAUUGUGAAUUCUAUGCAAAUUUCUAUGCACAGAUGGGCAUUCAUUGGCUCAGAGUGGUCAGCUGAUUAAUGGCCAAAUGGAUCCAGAAGCUCUGCAGAAACCAGAUGUCAUCAUAGAAAGCAGGUCCGGAGACCUGGACCAUUCCAAAACAGUUUGCCCCAUUAGUGGGGUGGGGUGUGAUGGUUAGGAUGCUCGGAGUAGCCCUGUAAGUCAGAGAAUUCCAAGUAGUGACUGCACUAGUAACUGUAACCAUGCAGUGUAACAAGGGACAGUUGGAAAUGUUUGACAGACUGUGCGCCAUGACAAUAAAUAUACUGCUCGAGAUUUAUAAAGUCAUGGUUUUAAAAAAAAAAGGUACAAAGCACUAAAGGUUGAAUAAUCACCAUGGAAACUAGCAGGUACAUUCCAUUGGUGACUCCUCAUUUUAUACAACUUCCCACUACAUUUCACAUCAUGACACAUUGAUAAAUCACUGCUAUAGUGCUUUGCCAUUCUAUUCACCAAAAUGGGUCUUUGCUUCCAAUCCCAAGUUAUCAAGACUUGUCAGAGGGAAUCUACCAAUUAUAGUAAUGCACGCACACAUCCAUUUAUUCAGUACAUACAUAUUUAUGCAGUUAAUAAAGUAAUGGAGGAUGUAAGAAUUUAUUAAGACAGUCGUAAACCCCUUGCAUAAUCAUUAAGGGGACACUGUGGUCACCAUAACAACUUCAUCUAAAUGCACUGUGAACUUAAGGGGUUUAACCGUUCUCAAAGCGUCUCUAGUGGCUGAGCUGGACUUAACCCCACAAUGUAAACACCGCAGUCUCUAAAAUACUUAUUACUUGACAGGGACAGUGAAACUGAAUAAGGAAGAGGUAAUAUAUUAAUAACAAAAUAUCAUUUCCCCCCCAGGGGAGCCCCAAAAGGUAGAUCCCCAGUUGUUGUAAAACUAAAACUCCUAUGAUGCUUUGCAUGUCUUUAGAAUGACAAGGCAUCAUGGGAGCUGUAGUUUUAAAACAUCUGGAGAUGCAGGUAUCAGAAUGCAGAGAGUUAACAUUUGCUGGCUAUGGCUCCAUUAUAUAAAGAGACAGACUUCCUGCGCAAUGAACAUAUGAGUCAUCUACAGAGCAUCCUCACUGAGUCAUUGAAAAAUUUCCAUACAGAAUGUUUCUUAGGCACAGAAAGUAAAUACAUUUCUCAAUAACCCAAUACAUUUAAUGUAGCUCCCAGUUAUUUAAAAGCUCCUCUAGGUCCCCUAAACCUCUUCUUGCGCUCAGCAGGUUAAUCACAACUUCUCAGGUGUCCAUUUAAGGACAUUUGCUUCUAGAGUAUUCAGCUACGCUGCUCCUUCUGAGAUGAACGCUCUCCCCGAUGGUUAAGAAUGUGCUUCAGUGGAAAUAUUAAACAUUUGGAGAGACUCAAGAACCCUCUACUUAAGUUAAAAUAUGUAUGGAGAAUCUGUAUACUGUCAAAUCAUCCCGAAGUUGAGAAAGGGACCUGCAAUAAGUUCUGAAUAACACCCAGCAGUGAGUUUCUAAAUUUUCAUUUGUCGUUUACCUGUGACCUAGAACCUAGAGAAGUGCUUUCAGUCCAAAUCAUUAUUUCUAUUAGAGAACCACUCUGGGAUACAAACAAACCCAACAUUCCCUAAUUUAAACAUGUGAGCAGUGUAUGUGAUGGAAAAAUGUAAGCAGUCAUUCUGAAAUAGAAGAAAAGUCAGGCUUGUGAAUGUAAGUAUUUAUUACAUGGUAUCGCAAAUGGGUUUUUGUUUUCCACAUUCUUCUAUCCUAUUCACUUCCUAAACUGGGCGUUUGGGAACCCAAAUUCUGCUGAGCUGAAUCGAAUAAAAAACUUAAGACAUCGGGAAAAAAAUUGUUCAGCUGAGCCAAAUAUCCCCACUGUGCACAAGUUUUAUAAUUACAAGGCAGUAUUUUCCUAAUUAUAUAUUUUUAUUUUUUUAUUUUGUUGCUAUGGUGUCACAUAUUCAUCUGCAAUAUGUGUGAACAAAUACAAUUACUUAAGCAAGACAUAACCGUGCAAGCUAAUACAAUAAUCGUCUGCAACUUCCACUACCUUCCUUCAUGACUUUUCAUAAAUGAAGCAACUUGUGGCCAGGUUGAUCAUGGGUUUUGCAGCUUGAAGCAGAAACAAACAGAACAAACGGUAUGAACAGUGUGUGUGAUUGCAAGUAAAUGAAUGGAGACUCCAAUAAACUAGGGAUGAACCAAAAUGAAAAUUUUGGGCCGAAGCUUCAGGAUGCCCUUGGACUUUUUCCCCCAAAUGAUUUGUGUAGAUUAUGUAGUGUGUGUAUGGAAUAUAAUGAGGUGUGGGAAAGGGAUGUAGUGUGUAGGGAACAUGGUGUGUUGUGGGAUAGGGAUGUAGUUUGUAGGUUAUGUAGAGUGUGUAAGGCACAUCGUGUGGGGUGGACUAGGGAUGUAGUUUGUGUAGGGCACAUAGUGUGUGGUGUGAUAGGGGUGUAGGGCACAUAGUGUGGGGUGAUAAGGGAUGUAGUAUUGGUAGAACACAUUGUGGGGUGGGAUAGGGAUGGCAGAAUGAGGGGGUGACAGAUGACAGAGCGUGGGAGGGGGUGACAGGUGGCAGAGUGAGGGAGUGACAGGUGGCAGAGUGAGGGGUGGCAGUGAGUGAGGGGGUGACAUAGUAAGGGAGGGGGUGCCUAGUGGCAGAGCGUGGUGACAGAAGGAGGGAGGGGGUAACAGGGUGACUGGAGGGAGUGACUGGUGACAGUGACUGAGGGUGUUAGAAAUAUCUUUUUUUUUUUUUUCUGGUGGUCCAGUGGUCUGUCUCUCCAGUCUGCAGCUACGCCAGGUGUGAGCUGCAGACUGUGCUGUAUCUAGCGAUAUCCAGAAAUCAGGGCAUUGCCGUGGUAACCUGCAGCGACGUGAGAUACAGCACAGUCUGCAGCUCACACCGGGCGGAGCUACAGACUGUACUGGUUCUCUCCCCGGGAAGACGAGAGGGGCCUUGCACCCGGCUGCAUACAGGGCAAGCCGCCAGGCCCCCUCAAAAUGUCGGGUCCUCAGUCAUGGACCGAGGACCUGACAAGUCACUCAGCCCUAUUUUCAGCAGAUUUUACCCUUUUUUGGCCGAAAUUAGAUAGGCCCAUUUUCAGCCAAAUAUUUUGGCAGCUGAAAUUUUGGUGCAUCCCUACAAUAAACCUUCCAAAAUUGUACCAAAGAAUCAUAGAAUGCCGUUUCCAAAAUAGUCCAUUGAAACAUCCAAAAGAGUAGUACAUUUUUCCACAUAUGUAGAGUAUUUGCUCUGAUUUUGUAAAACAUAUUUAAAAGCCAAAUCCUGUCACGUGGCAAAUCUCACAAGACUGUCAUAAUGGAUAUGCGUAACUCAUUAAUGGGUUAGCCUAACCAUCAAACCUUCUGCCCUUAUGUUGUUUGGGUGCACAAAUCAUUCACCUAUAGUCUCACUGCUCAAUUCUCUGCCAUUUAGGGUAGACCUAAUCACACUUCACCCAUCUGUAAUUCACACAGCUUCCCUGUACACUAUCUGAAAAUACAUGUUCAUUUGGAAUCUAAUCUGCAGAGUAUGCUUACUUUAGAAGUUUGCAUCUCCUGUUCUGUUAAUGGUUUGCUAGUGUUGGCAAAUAGAGCAGUAGCCUCAUACAUCAGAUUAGAUUUAAUUAGAAUUGUUUUUUUUUAAAUCAAAGCUUCACUGGAAGAAGCAAAUCCGAGUGUUGGGCAAAAAUGGCUGGAUAAGCUUACCUGCAGAAUAGGUAGAUUUUAGGAAUAUAAUUAUGAAAACCUUGUGUUUUAUUUUAUUGGUGCAUUUAACCUAGAUCUUUCCAAUGACAAACAUGUAUUAAAAUGGGUUAUGCUCAGUUGUAUGUGCUACAACUAAAGAGUGAAUAAAUGAAAGGAUCACUAUAGGGUCAGGAACACAAACAUGUAUUCCUGACCCUAUAGUGUUAACACCACCAUCUAGCCCCCCUGGGCCCCUCAUGCCUCCAUAAAUAUAGGUAAAAAUCUUACUGUAUUCAAGCCAGAAGCUGUAAAUCUGCAUGCUGUUAGACUCAGGAAAAACAAGCAGUCUGCUGACAUGUGGUAGCCUGAUCCAAUCACAGUGCUUCCCCAUAGGAUUGGCUGAGACUGACAAAGGAGGCAGAUCAGGGGCAGAGCCAGCAUGAUUCAAACACAGCCCUGGCCAAUCAGCAUCUCCUCAUAGAGAUGAACUGAAUCAAUGAAUCUCUAUGAGGAAAGUUCAGUGUCUGCAUGCAGAGGGAGGAGAUACUGAAUCACAGGAUGCUGUGCACAGCGCUGCCCUAUGCUCUGCUGACAGCAGAUCUGAGUGGAGGGAGGCAUAUAAUGCCUCCAUCAACUCCAAAGUCCCUCUGGUUCACUCAGAGUGACUGCAACUGGAGGUGUUCCUAUCUUUCAAUGUAAACACUGUAUUUUCUCAGAAAAUACAGUGUUUACAUGAGAAAGGCUGCAGGGAGCUGAAGUUGUUCAGGUGACUAUAGUGUCCCUUUAAGUAACAGAUUAAAUCAAUUUAAAGGCAAGUGAACAUUUAUAUAUAAUAUUUUGUAUAUACAAUUAUAGAUACAAGUAGUUAAUAUUUUUACUAUUAUUAUGUUAUUUAUAUAGCGCCAACAAAUUCCGCAGCGCUUUACAGUGGGAGGACUUUUCAUGCAAAACAUAUCAGCUUUUUUAACCUGCCAUGACAUUGAUCUUAUAUUCUGCAAAUUUUAUGUACAAAAGAUAACAAAAAGAGAAUGUGAUAAAAAAAUAUUUUGUGAAUUUUCCCAGCCUAGCUGUUCUAAAAAAAAAAAAGAAAAAAACAUUUAAAAAAUAUUUUUUUUUUUAGAUUAAACAGAAAAACAAACAAAAAACACAAAGUACAAAACACACAAAGCCAGAAAGGUACCUGCAAUGGCCAUUUAAGUGAAAACCCAUAUUUAACCCUGCAAUGCAAGUAUGGUCGUAUCUACUAAACACGAAUGCUUUAAAUUGAGGGUUAAAAACCAAAGGACCACUGCACCCAGUAAAAACAAAUUGCUUUGGGUGCACUUAGUCGUCCUUUAACUUUUAUAUUUAAAAAAUUGUAAUGUAAGUAAUAGGCACUUUAAUACUGAACUUAAGGUCUGUUGCAAUUUUAAAAAUAAUAAAAUGUAUAAAGGAAUUAUCAAAUUAUUCAUACUGUGGUCAGCCAAGGGCUUUUAAUCUUCCUGUUCCAUAUUUUGUGGUUUUCCCUCUCAAGAAUACAUUUUUAACAGCCAGGGGUUAGUUCACUAGUUAGCAAGCUAUGAACCAUUUUUAACACCUUCCCCACCCCAUGCCUCUAUAAUAGUAAUGAGGGCAAUCUACUCACAUACAAUUACAGGGUGGGUCAAAAUUCAGACUAGGAUUUGACAGGUAAAUAACUGGUUUGUUUGUAGCUAUUUCGUUUUUGUUACAGGUAUAUAUUAUAACGUAGCCUUGGGAGAUUCAUGGGUAAUUUCACAAAGGGACAAGUAAAAAUAGUAAAAUGUAUUUUCAAAACUUAGACCUCUGUUUGGCGAGUGGAUAAUUUAAAGGGACAACAUAAAAUCAAGAGAGAGUCAGACUUGUGAGGUAGCAAAGGAGCUCAUUUAAAAGAUGUUAUCUUCUGUGCCUAGUCAAACAAAUCUCCAUAUGUUAAGCAUUCAUUGUAUGUAAUAUCACUGAAGUUGGUUCAUUAAUUGAAAGAAAAAAAAUAAUAAUAAUAAUUGACUCCUCAAAACACACCCUGUAUUUUAGCUGGAUGAAUAGGCAUUUAAACAUUUUUAUUCUCACAAAGAAAGCUGAGGAGGGGGGAGAGCCUCAAUUUGUCAAACUGUUUAAAAAAUAAUGGAUCAUAAAUUGGUGAUGCAACAGAAUAGUCUGUAUUGGUUAUGGUGCUUGGAAGGUCCCUUUAAAAUUUAGUAGCUGUGUAAAACAGCAAAUGUAUUCAUAUCUUUGCCAAAAUGCUUUGCAUUAUUCACCAGAUUCCGAAUGUGCCUUGUAACUGCAACUUUUUUAGAGAAAUGUCCUAAAUAUGAUAUUCACUAUAGGCGAUUCAGAAACACAUUCAAUGCAUGGAGCUAGAACGUCAAAUUGACCCUUACAGAAGCCAGAUAUUUAAGGGAAAAAAAAAAAUCUCAUUUAAAAAAUCAUUCAAAAAUUAUUUUUACCAUGUUACCUUCUGUCUGCUUCUACAAUUCCUGCGGUAGUCAGGCCCAUCUUGGAUUCCUGUCACAGACAUUUGGAAACAUUUUAAGAGGCCAAUUCAUGGUAUGAUUAUCAAAUCAUUGCCAACUCUUCUGAAUUCAAUAUUUAGUGAAUAAACCGUUAACUGUUCAAGCAUGCCUGAAGAAUCAAAAAAAGUAGAAAACUUCAGUGGUUGUCAAGGAAACCUGGCAGUCAGCGUUAGAAUGGCAGUUUGACAGAUGCUUUAUGAAAUGUUCACCGUGUAGCACUUUGUAGAAGCCAGGAUUGAAUGUGACUCUGGAAUUUCUAGUUAACGCUAUUCGAGAAAGAACAUAUUUAAAGCUUGUUUUUAUUAAAAUAAUAAUAACUUGGCUGCUGCACCUUACAGUUGUUUACUGCUUGUUUUCUGUGAUUAAAACAAUAUUUUCUGGUAAUUUGCUUUGAAAUGAAUGCCACAUCUGCCUACCUCCCCAAUUGUCCCGAUUUAGGAAGGACAGUCCCUAUUUUGUGCCCAAAUCCCUCUGUCCCUCUUUUCUCUACUAAUGUCUCUUUUCUACGAGCUUCAUAUUGUUGGUGUUUAAAAGAGCUCCACAGCAAUAAUACUCCCAGUAAUGUGUCUUUAAACUACAAUAAAUGUGUUUAGAAACUAGUCUGUGUGUAUAUAAGGUGCAUUGUUCUAAAUUACAUUGUACUUGCAAACAUUGUUAAUAAAUCACACAGAAUUUCUCAGUACAGCUCUGCCCCCACCCUGGCCACACCCCCACCCGUAAAAUUAAAGUGUCCCUCUCAGUGGCAUAGCUAGAGCUUUUGCCGCCCAGAGCUGUUCAUGAGUUUGCGACUGAUGAGCUCAGUCAAGGAGGUGGGUUGGGGACAGAGCCAGCACCAGCAAUUUACCCUGCGCUGGAAAAAGGUGAGUUUAUCUUUAAGGGGUGCAAUGAGGGGCCAGUCACCUAAACUAUGUUAUCUACACUAUAGGGUCAGGAAUACAUGUUUGUAUUCCUGGGCCUAUGGUGUUCCUUUAAACUCAAAAAGAAGCAGAUGCCCAGAGCACCUUCCAAAGACUUCUCAUCGAGCCGCUUUGGGAAGUCUGUGAUUGGACAGUCACAGAGAGUCUGGGUGGGGUCAGAAGGGGAGGGCUUGCAAAGGCUGCACACAAGAGAUCUGCAGCUUUUGCAAGCUGUUUUUAGACAUACUCCCAAUGAAAAAUGCGUAAUUAAAGAUUUUAUUUUUGGCAGUGGAGUGUUUAUUUAAGGAGUUAAUACACUGCUGUCCAAUUAAAGCACAUUACAAUACAGAUGCGUUUGUUUGUAAUACCUAAAUAUACAGAGCGAACUUCGGUUUAAUUAUAGAUUAAAAAAAAUUAAAUGGACAAGUAUUUGAAUCAAGGCCAAUGCAUUGCUCAACCAGAAGGCACUUAUAGAAAUUGUUUUAAUGUAUAAAAGUGUCUGGCAAACACUUUGCAAAUACACAGCAUUACUCCACCCUUAUCACAUGUCUACUAACAGACGCCCAACUCAUUUAUUUCACAGUAUUUCCAUUCCUUAGAACAAACAAGUUUAAUCUAUAAAUGUGCUAUCAGAUCUCAAAACUGGGUUUAGGUUGUAGUCACUGAAACAUUCAAUUGUGAUAAGUUGACAAAAUUACAAAAUCUAAAAUGGCUGAUCUAAGCAUCAUAACCACUACAGUGUCCCCUCAGCCAAUCAAACUGUGUUUCUACUUUGACACAAAUCUCUAAAAAUGUGUGGAAUCCUUUUAGCCGUUUCAUUUUUCCUACUGUAAAAUACUUAUGUCUCACAUUAAACCGUCCACCUUCCGCUUUGAUCCUGUAUAUUUUGUAUCUAUUCCACAAAUAUGGGAGAUUAUUCACUGAAUACUGAACUAUAAAUCAAUUGAAAAAUCUAAAAGCAAAAUUUAGACAAAAAUAGUAGACGAGGAAAAAUUCACCAAAUCAGGCUACAAUGAAAACUUGGAUAUUUUAAAUUGUGCAUAUUGCAGGGUUUUGUGUUUUUUUUUUUUGUAGAGAGAGUUCAAAGUGAAUUUCAAAUGUAAGGUCAAGCAGCCGAAUUAUAUAAAUCAACUAUGCUCUCCGUUCAGCUGCUUUGGACCUAAAUUUGAAAUUUUAUUGGAAUUUUCACUUUGGCCAAACUCUGACUUCUGUAUCGCAACAAAAGUUGGGGUCUAUAUUUUGGCCUAGGGUAAUCUAUGUUCUCAUUGGGCAGUGCCUUCGCUACUUACACUGCCUGUAAAUUGUGUUAUAGGGUUAAUCCAAGCACCAUGACCACUUCAGUGAUUUGAAAUGGUUAUGAUGCCUGGAAGAAGAAAGAAGUUGGUCUCAGCAGUGGAAUGGAGGUGCAUUCUAAUUGUAUUCUUUAUUCCUAGAAUUGGGGGGGGCAGACCAGCACAAUGUGGGAUUUAUUAAAACCUUUACCGUAUCUUCUGAAAUCUAUUGUACAGCAUUCCAAAAUAUGUUGGAACUUUCUACAUAUUUAUAAUAUGUUAGUAUAAUAUGUGAUAGGCAAUCUUAUAGUUCUCCAAAUGUAAGAAGGACACUCCGUGUUGGCACAUUUGUCUGAACUUAUCUAUUCCGCCUUCCACAGAAGUGUCAUUAAAAAAAAAAAAAAGGUCUGGUUACUAAAAGAAGCCGUCAUUUUAUUACCUUUAAACUAUGGUUUCCUUGUUGCUUUUUGGUUUCCAGUAACAGCUAAAUCGAUUGCUAUAAACUACCUUGUAAAGCGUGUUAUAAACAAGGUGUAACAUAGAAAUAUCACUUUAACGUGCAACCGGCACACGCAAGAUAUUUAGACAACCUGACAGAACAAAAAAAAAAAACACAACAGGGAUUAUUCACAAAUGUGAGAAUUGAAAGUGCAUUUCAAAUUUAAGGUUAAAAUAGCCGAACUGGAAAAAUUCUCUAAGUCAACAAUGCUUUCAGUUCAGCUUCUCUUGCCUUUAAUUUGAAACUCAGUCCGAAUUCUUAUUUUAGUAAAUGAUCCCGUAUGCGUUGUGCGGUUUCUUUUUUUACUAAAAUAAUAUAAAUAUGAGCCUUUUUUUUUCUCCUGAAACAGUCAGGGCAUACUAUGUAGCUGAAUUUUAUCGCCCACAGUGCCAUGUGCAGUAAUACAUAAGGAAUGCCCAAUAUCACAUGCCUGUACAGCAUCUGCAAUAUUUGAAAACAAAACAAGAGGAUGAGUGAAUUAAUCAUCCCCAGGGUGUGUCCGCUCUCAGCUUCCAAUUCUUAAAGACAGCUUGCACACCCUUCACAGAAUAUCGGGUAUAUCGCACCCUGUGAGAACACAUUACUAAAGUAAUUAAAGAGGCUCUGGCCUUGUUUGGGGUCUUUGUAUAAUUUACAAAGACCAUCCAAUAGUAACUGCGGCACUUGCAGUGAGGUAGCCAAGGGGUACAGGGAAAGGGGAGUUCUAAUUACCUGAAAGUGUCUCUGGCAUCUGCUGCCAUCUUCUUGCAAACGGUACUUUUCAGCCCCUGAUGCUUCAGCUGCCAGGAGCUUACAUCAGCUUUGUGUUCUCACGCAUUGAGGUCUAUGGAGGAUCCCAAGAGUCCCUCAGUAGGCAGAGCCUUUUUCAACUCAGCCUUCACUAGUGAGCGCUUGAUAAAAAGUAGCUCUGCCAUUUGUCAAGUGUAGGGAAAAUAUUAACACUAAGUAGUCACUUAUUUGUAUUAGUAUUUAAAUAUUUGGACUGUGUUGGAAUUUCAGCAUUUCAUAAAGAUCUUUCAUAAUGAUAGAAGAUAAUUUAACAUUAUAAAAUACUAAUGGGGGGGGAGACAGAGGCACUUUAAAUGGCUGGAUUGGAAUGUCAGAACAUCAGGUUUAGUCCAGCAUUGUAACUUAUUUCAAUUCAAAUGGUAACAUUGAUGCUUAAAUGGACACUAUAGUCACCAAAACCACUUUAACUUAAUGAAGUGUUUAGCGAACAAAUGAUGUAUCUGCAAUCUCACUGCUCCAUUCACUGCCAUUUAGGAAUUAAAAUCACUUUUCGAUCAGUUUAUGCAGUGCUAGCCACACCUCCCCUGGUUGUGACUGAGACAGCCUGCAUAAAAACAAAUGGUUUCAUUUUCAAAUCAGAUGGUAACUAACUUUAGAACAGUGGUUCUCAACCCAAUCCUCACGGCCCACCAACAGUCCAGGAUUUAUGUAUUUCCCUGUUUUAUUCCAAUGGAGAUACUAACAAAACCUGGACUGUUGGUGGGUCUUGAGGACUGGUUUGAGAAAUGCUGCUUUAGAAGUUUCUAUCUCUUGCUCUGUAAAUUUAACUUCAAAAUCACACACGAGGCUCCUGCAAGAUCUAGAAGGCUAUUAAAAUAAGCAGAAAAUUUGCAAUUAUAAAUUAAACAAUUUGCAAUAAUAGAAUUGUAAACAUUAAAGCUCACUUUACUGUUAGUGUUUAGGAAGGCUGUACAAGUCACAUGCAGGGAGGGGUGACUAGAGCUGUAUAAAGAAAGAUUUAACUCCUAAAUUGCAGAGAAUUGAUCAGUGCUAAUGCUAAAACUUGUUUUGGGUCCUCCUCUAGUGUCCCUUUAAAUAAGAGUUCUCUAACUCCCUUACAAUUUUUGCCAUUUGGAUUUCAAUUCACUAUUUUACGAUUUGGUGAGUUAAACUUACAUUUGUGUAUAUAAUCUGGAAUCCAUAAUAUACAAGGCAUCCGAUUUAGAUUGUGAGCUUGUUCAUUCUUCACCUCUUUCUCAGCAAUAUGUAUUGGUACAAUAUAUGUAAAUGUUGAUAAGAUUAUGAAUUGUAUAUACAGUCAGCCUGAUAAGCAACAGUCACUAACUCAGCCAUUACUUAUAUUGACUGCUUGGGUUAUCUACUAAAACCACUUAAUUUUAGUGAACCAAAUCUGAUGCAAAGCACACAGAGGCUAAAAUAGUCCAGCUGUGAUUAAAGCCAAGAUGCAGAAUUUUUCCAAAGCAGCAAUUAUACCCUAAAUUUCACCAUUCUUAUUUAAUUCACUAUAACUUGGUGUUUAAUGACUAACUUUGUCAGUGCUACAAAAGUGUGCAAUACAUCUUAAUUACUUUUUAUCUAAAGGAAGACAACCCCCUUUCCCACAUUAGCAAAUAUUACAAUAUUGUAACAGUUCAAUAAUAUUUUCAUACCAAUGCAUACCUGCCUUGUGGGGGGAAAAAACAUAUGUAGAAAUAUGGAUUUCAUUCCAUUCCAGUCCCCCUUCAAUGUUGUUUGGCUACAACUCCAAGAAUGCUUGGCCGCUCUGUUGCAUUCACAGCAUUUUGGGAGUUGUAGUCGCUUGUCAUGGUAAGGGGGAGCAGAGUUUGACAACACGGAGGGUUCUUUGAGCGAAAUGAUGAUUGAGGCCUGCUGUCUAGAGUUUACUGAUUGCAGGCCUGAGGUAGGAACUUUUUAAACCCUGCUGAUUUAAACAGGGAUGUGUCCAGCCAAAUUUGCCUUUUAUAGCAUUGUCAAUGACACACGUAAUUGAGUCAAGAAUUGGGGUAAGCUGAAAAUUAUAAAUGGUUAGUUACGAACAUUCAAUUGGUGUUAGAAGUUUAGUCUUGCCUAGAAUUGUUUUUUGUGUAAUUUGUCAGUCCGAUCCUGCAUUUUAACUAAGAGAUUUGGGGAUUUACCUACUAAACUGGGAACUGUGACCAAUCAUAAAAAAGCUGCAAUUUUUCAGGAAUUUGAGGAGUUAAUUGAUCUAUUUUGAUCUAAAAUGUGAAAUUUCUCUCUCAAUUCUGAGCUUAGUGAAUUAUUUUUUGUAUGAUAGAGAUAUAUAUUUAUGAUUUAGCCACUGUGUAUUUGCACCCAACUGUAUUCAUAAAUAUACACCUGGAUUUAGCCCAGUAUAAAUGCUGUAUAUAAUAUAUAUUAACAAAUACCUCUUACCUUUUUAAGAUGCCCGGGAGCUGCAAGCACAGAUUUACCUCUAAAAGAAACAAUGAUAGACAAGCCAGAUAGCAAAUGAAACUCUGCAGUAAAAAAUAAAUAAAUAAAUAAAUAAAUAAAUAAAAAACACUUUAUUCCAUGUAAAACUGGAUCUACGAACAUAGGGGGAGAUACAGCCACAUCUAAUAAAUACACAACUGCAGGCCUGGGCUAUGAAUUGUUUAUGUAUUAUGGUCAUGGUAAAUAAUUACAAAUACUAGAAUCGAGGAUAUUUAAAAGGCACAUAGGCUGAAUUUAUUUAUCUAUUUAUCAUUGUGAUCCCGCCUGUUGUAAACUGUGGGUAAUAAAACUUUAUUCAGCUGUGUGGCCUAAAGAUUGUAUGUAAAAAAAGAAAUUAAAAUAAAAAAUAACUAUUACGUACAUUAAGGGGACACUGUAGGCACCCAGACCACUUCAGCUAAUAGACGUGGUGUGGGUGCUGUGUCCCUAUUGCACUUAGUGCUGCAAUGUAAAACAUUACAGUUCCAGGGAAACUGCAAUGUUUACAUUGUAGCACUAAGUGUGCCUCCAGUGGCUGUCUACAAGACAGCCACUAGAGGACUUCCUGGAUCCAAAUGGACCCUUGGUCCAGUAUCCGACGCUGGACAUCCUCAUGCUCUGCAUUGAUUCAAUGCUUUCCUAUGGGAAGGUCUAAUGUAUGCGCGUCAUGCGCAUUAACGCCCGCUCAUUGGAGGAGAAGGGGGAGCCGCGACCUGGAGCCCAAGGACAUAGCAGAUUGCCAGAUAGCAGAUUGUUUGUUUGGGGGUUUCUUUUUACCAAAUGAGCGUUCUUGUCAAUGUAUAAAUACAAUGUACGAUUCCACGCCCAUUUUUAUUCCAGCCUUUUAAUAUGCAACAAUCUGGGGGAAUUGGGAAAAAAAUGCCCCAAUGUAUAAAGAUAUUUUUUUUUUUUUUUUUUAAAUUACAGUUUCUAUACGUAACCCCCUUUUUUGCAAGCAGCAUUGUUAUCAUCAUUGAUAGACGAUGGUCUGAUAUAAAUAUUUAAACAAAGUGACUUCAUUUACAUUGAAUUAAAAAAGGCAAAUUGGCCAAUACAAAGCUUGCCGUAUAUAAACAAACAUGGUAAAACAUUUGAAGUUCUGUUGAUCAUGCCCUGGGGAUACAAUCUGAACAACUCAUUACAUUCUAGUGUAAGCAGACAUCUUAAGGAUUUCCUGGAUAUGAUUCAUUCAUGUAUCUCGAAGUAUGACAAUUAUUUGUUAAUGGGAUUAGCCUUAAUCAUGUUAGAAAGACCUGGGAAGGAAUGUAACAUUUAUAAACCUUAAAUCAUAUCUCUGGUUUCUGGUUCUGUCUUUCAAUGUGAGGAUCUCCAGGAUUAGGUUCUUUCAUUAAAAUCGUUUUUUAUCCCCUAAAAAAAAUUCAAUAAACGGAGAAAUGACAAAUCCACCUGUGUCAUUCAGAAACAAGUCGCUACGGAUAGCACUUUAUUUCAUUAAUAAAACACUCCAAACACCAUAACCACUACAGCUUGCCAGGAGUGGCCUGGUACUGUCCCACAGCAAGUAAUCAAAUUAUUUUAUUAUGGUUUCACAACGUAACUGGCUCCAGUCUGGUGCCAGUGACCCCAUACCAGGCUUCUGGUCUUCUUGUGCAGGAGAAUCCAGAGAGCUCUACAAAGCUAGAAUACGCAGGACCACACAUACUGUCAGAGCAUCUGCUGAGCUCUCUCAGCCCAUUAAAUGUGGCGCAGGAACCUGGGGAACCCAGGUAAAUGGUCACACCGUGUGAAAACUGUUUUAGUGCUUAGAGUGAUCUUUUAAAAAUGUUUCUAACAUGAGUUUUUUUUGACAAGGACCCUCUUCACCUAUUCUAUCCAUCAACGUUAUUUGUGUGUCCGUUACUUAUUGUUAUACAUCCCCGCUAUAUAAAAUGUGGAGUGCUAUGGAAUACGUCACGCUAUUUAAAUUAUAAUCAGACGCAAAAUGCUCGCACCCAGAAGAUAGGGGCAACCUUUAAGAAGCCUCCUGGCCUCCUUUUAAUCAGAAGUAUCUAGGCCAGUUUUAUUUUGUUUGUUUUUUUUUACAUUUUAGAUUCUAUCGCGUAAUAAACCAGAUUGCUAGAUGCAUCUAAGAUAGAAUAAAUAUUUUAAACAGUAUUGAGAAAAUGUGUUCUAUAAGCUAGCAUUUCCCAAACCAGUCCUCAAGACCCACCAACAGUCCAGGUUUUCUUAUUAUCUCCAUUGGAAUAAAACCGGGAAAUACAUAAAUCCUGGACUGUUGGUGGGCCACGAGGACUGGGUUGGGAACCACUGCUAUAACCUUUAGGUGCAUCUUUGUUUAAGUAUCAACAAGGUCUAGAAUAAAUGGUUUUGUUUGUGCUAAGUUGUUUUAAAGGACCACUAUAGUGCCAGGAAAACAUACUCGUUUUCCUGGCACUAUAGUGCCCUUAGGGUGCCCCCACCCUCAGGGUUCCGUUCCCACCGGGCUCUGGAGAGAGGAAGGGGUUAAACUUACCUCUUUCUCAAGGGCCGGGCGGGGAGCUCUCCUCCUCCUCUCCGCCUCCUCUCCUCCCCUUCGGCUGAAUGCGCAUGCUCGGCAGGAGCUGCGCACGCAUUCAGCCAGUCUCAUAGGAAAGCAUUCAUAAUGCUUUCCUAUGGACGCUUGCAUCUUCUCACUGUGAUUUUCACAGUGAGAAGCACGCAAACGCCUCUAGCGGCUGUCAAUGAGACAGCCACUAGAGGCUUUAGAGGCUGGAUUAACCUAUUUAUAAACAUAGCAGUUUCUCUGAAACUGCUAUGUUUAUAAAAAAAAAAGUGUUAACCCUAGCUGGACCAGGCACCCAGACCACUUCAUUAAGCUGAAGUGGUCUGGGUGCCUAUAGUGGUCCUUUAAGGACUUAACGUUACUGGUCACUGUGGGGAAAUUUGCCCCCUCUUACUCUCAAAGGCAGAAUCUGAACUUUACCUUCUAGCAACAGUUUUGUUUUGUGUGUUUUUGUUUAUUGUUUUUUUUUUUUUCCAUGAGAAAGCCGUUUCAGUGUGAACAUGCAUAUUGUCUGUCAAAAAGCCCAUAAAAUGCCAUGUGAUUCCUUUAAAUCAAACAUACCACUUGAUACCUACUAAUUAUAGAGGGGGCUGUACAUAUACUCAUGGGGGGGGGUAUCAAGUCUAAUGUACAACCCAGAGUUUUCCCUCAUUCCUCACUGAGAAUCUUAGAUGGGGAUAGCCUUGGCCUUAAAAUAAUGUGCAUCUUUUAUCUAGGUACCGGUAAUGGAUGCCCCGACCCCCGCUUAAUAGAAGACAAUUGGAUGACAAAGUCUUUUGUCCUUGUCCCACCUCCGUCUCAGGGAUAUAAGUUCUUUGGGCUGUAUAUGCCCUUAUAUUGACCAUUAGAGAUGUCGCGAACCGUUCGCGAACUUCCCGCGAACAUGGAUGCUGUCCAGGAGGUGGGAGGGUCUGGGAUGGAGGGUCUGCUGGAGAUUGGCUGGGAUGUGUCAGCUGACCGGAGCUCGCCGCGAACGGUUCGUGGCGAGCCGUUCGCGGGAAGUUCGCGAACGGUUCGCGACAUCUCUAUUGACCAUCUGUGAUUUAUUUCUGCCCAGUGAAAUUGGAGACAUUCUGCUAACUAGAUAUCAUGGCUAACAGAAUCUAUUUUUAUUAUUAUUAUAAAUACUUGUACUUAUUUAUUUAUUUUUUAAAGAAAGAAACCUGCAACUCUAGGCCUGGUCUAGUCGGCCAAUGGAUAAAAAUGUUUCUGUAAACAAUAAGUCUGACUGUUUCAUCAUUCCAACGUUUGUUUUCUUUUACCAAAAGAUCAGCGCAGUGCCAACCGUGACAGUGUCACAGUAAUGGGAGAAUAUUUAUGCAAAUGUACUUUGUAAGACAAUACAUCUGCUCUUCAUUGCAGAAUGCCAGAUGCUACCUUACUGAAUUAAAAUUAUGUUUCUGGAACAUCUAUCAAAACAUUAGUUUAUUUUUCUUCUUUUCUUUUUUUUUUUAACAGAGAGACGUGCAGAUGUUUAGGGCUAAUUACAUUCAACGUUAAAUGAGUUGUUUAAGAAGCUGUGAUGUUCCUUUAUAAUUUCCUUCUGCAUUUCUGUAGAGUUCCUGAUCCCUCUCGGGGCACAGUGAGACUGUUACACUGCCUCUGGAUGCCAUACAUCUAGAAACUUAUAAUUUAUGGGUUUACUGUGGUGAUAAGUAUCCCCACGAUAUGCCUUUAACCCCUUAAGGACACAUGACACGUGUGAUAUGUCAUGAUUCCCUUUUAUUCCAGAAGUUUGGUCCUUAAGGGUUUAAAUCCCUUCUUUAAAUGCUUUCAUUAUAGUUUAUGCAUAGAACUUAUAACCUCUUUGUCAAACUAUUCUGAAACAGUUUGACAAUACUGGGGUUCUUUCCUGCAUCCAGAAACUGCCCCGUCUCUUCUACUGAACUGCGAAUGUAGAAUUUAUAUUUUCACAUUAUCAAUGUCAAGUCUAUCCAACUUGGACCAUUGUGAUUUGGCUAAGAGUGUUUGGGUGGGUUAGCUCAGAGCUCCCAUCUAUGCCUGGCUUUCAAUAAAGCAUUGUGAAUGAAAAGGCAGCAAACUGAUUUCUCUAGGGUAACAUAAUGAAUGCAUUAAAGGAAUUCUUUUUUUUUCCUGAUUACCCUCCUUAGCUAAAAGAGGAAGCAAUAAUUGUGCUUGGUACAUGCUUAGUGUUGUGUUUUUUGUUUUUUUUUCUCUAUUUAUUUAUUUUUGUAUUAUUUUUGUUUUUUACCAUCUCUAAAAUACUUGCACGUAAAUUGAGAUCUAAAAGCAAUUUUUAAUUUCAAGACGUUUAUUCAUUUGGGAAGAAGUUGCAAAGUGAAUUUCAAAAUUGGUGAAAAAAUAAAAUAAAAAAAACCUCUUCAAUUGGGCUAAAUUGGAGGUAUUUUUUACAGUUGCUAUUGUACUGCCUUAUCGAGGAGGAGUUAUACACUAGGUCAUUCUUGGCACGUCACCCGUAAUUACAACUCACCAUGUCUGAGACUUCCUGCAGUAUGCUCCGACCAAACUUGGACAUAGCAGAUUGCCACGUCAGUCAAUCAUAGCUUUCUCAUUGUUUUAAAUAGGAUCUGACUGCAUCUCAUAAAUACCCUUCCCAGAUAAAAGUGUAUACGAUCUAAUUGUCAGCACACUGUAGCAGUUCCAUUUAUUAGAUAGGAUGAAUGAAACUACUGCCUUAUCUGUUUUUAACCUUAAUGAUGACUUCAUUCUUAGUUUUGUGGUAGCUUUAGAUAACGAUAAGGAUCCAUGGGCCCUUCAUUUAUAUAAUUGUCCUUGUGGUCUGCAUGUUAUUUCAUGGGCAGACACGGUUUUUAAUUCCCACCAUGCAGUACUGGAACAUGUCUAAGAUAAGUGGGACUUCCACUACUAAACAACAUCUACUAUACGUAGUUGCUGUGAUUUUCAUUCUGCUCUUUCCGUAGCUGAAUUAAUUAAACCAGAUCUCAAAACACCUCAACAGCAUAAUUUUGUUUUUCCACAAUGCCUGGUUCACUGUUCUGUUUUUUUUUUUUGUUUUUUUUUGUAUAUGUAGUAAUAUAUAUAUAUAUAUAUAUAUAUAUAUAUUAUAAUAUGUUAAUUACUUUUGAUUCUAUAUAAAUUCCAAAUAUGUAGCUGAUUCAUUUUGAGUAGUAAUUGUGAGAUCAUAAGAAAAGUUGUUACAUCAGGCAUAGGCAACCUUUGGCACUCCAGAUGUUUUGGACUACACCUCCCAUGAUGCUUUGCCAGCAUUAUGGGUGUAAGAGCAUUUUGGGGUAUGUAGUCCAUAACAUCUGCCGAAGGUUGCCAACCUCUGGGUUAAAUUAUCUCGCUGGUAUGUGCCACCUACUUCAAAGAUGAGAAAAUGUAAAGAAAACCAUUAAAAAUAAGAAGAUGUCCUAAAUAAUUGAGAAAGUGUGUGGGAGGGCAAUAUGCAUUGGGGGCUUGUCCGCUCUUUGGAAAAUCAGAGAUUGCUAGAAUUGUUAUUGUAUUCUUACACGUUGUUUCACGAGAUUCAAUGUGAAUCUCAAAAUUUAGACCAUAUCAGCGCAAAAACAAAACAAAAAAAUAAACUAUGUCCGCUUAGUUUGGCUAAUUUAAAUAAUUUUCUAAUUUUCCAUAUUUCAUACUUUAGUGAUUAACCCUGUAGGAUUAUUGUAGCAUAUAUUAACAUAAUCUGCAACAUGUGUAAUAAAUUUACACUACAGAGCCUGUCUGUAUAUUUACUAAAUAGGGUUGUUUUUUUGGGCAGUGAAGUUAAUGUCUAAUGGUAGUUCCCCUACAAACCAGGCGAGUAUAAAUCACAUAAACGGCUGACUUUUGCUUCCUUUGGUGAAAGGAACCGCCAGAGAGGAAAAAGACAGGAAAACCCCACGUUUUGUUUGCUCACAGUAUGUAUGCAGGGAGAAGGAGUCACUGAUACCGUGGGAAUAACAACUUUUAUAUUCGUUACAUUAAUAAAGGGCCAACAAAUUCCACAACACUAACUUAUUCAAUGCAUUCUAAAUCGCACAGUAUUGCAUGAACUCAUUUAGUGGAUAGCUUACUGUCAGGGGAGGACAUUGUUUAACCCCUUAAGGACACAUGACGUGUGACAUGUCAUGAAUCCCUUUUAUUCCAGAAGUUUGGUCAUUAAGGGGUUAAAGGAACACUCCGUGCACCAAUAUAACUCUUUAAUAUGCUGCAUUAAUUGCAUGCUCACAUUUUUAGUUUUUGAACAAAACAUUAAUAUUUUGCCGAAUGCUGCACCAUAAGCCUGCCUUAUUAUAAGGCUUCCUUAUCAAAUUUAUGUACACAGCUCAACCCCUAAAAGCACUGAGUGAGUGGCUUCUAAUUCACAAUUUGGCUGCAGACAGUCAGAGAAGCUACACCCUGAGUGUCCUCUCAGUCAGUUGCAGGUUACAUUGUAGCUCUGAUCACUACAUGCUGUCAUCUGCUGAUCUGUGUGCAUACAAUAGAUAAGGAAGUCUUUUUCUGGAGUGAGUGGGUGUGGCUAAGGAGGGAGGCUUAUUGUGCACCAUUCUGCAAAACAUUUAGCUUAUUUUGUGCAAGAACUGUUUGCACAAAUAUUUGAGCAUGCAAAAAAAAAAAUACAUCCUAUUAAAGGACCACUCUAGGCACCCAGACCACUUCAGCUUAAUGAAGUGGUCUGGGUGCCAGGUCCAGCUAGGGUUAUCCCAUUUUUAAUAAACAUAGCAGUUUCAGAGAAACUGCUAUGUUUAUUAAUGGGUUAAGCCUUCCCCCUAAUCCUCUAGUGGCUGUCUCAUUGACAGCCACUAGAGGCGCUUGCGUGCUUCUCACUGUGAUUUUCACAGUGAGAGCACGCGCCGUCUAUAGGAAAGCAUUGUAAAUGCUUUCCUAUCGCUGAAUGCGCAGCUCUUGCCUUCAGCGGGGGGGAGGAGGAGAAGGAGGAGAGCUCUCCGCCCAGCGCUGGAAAAAGGUAAGUUUUAACCCCUUUCCCCUUUCCAGAGCCGGGCGGGAGGGGGUCCCUAAGGGUGGGGGCACCCUCAGGGCACUAUAGUGCCAGGAAAACGAGUAUGUUUUCCUGGCACUAUAGUGGUCCUUUAAUGAGGUUUAUCGAAUGCAUGAAAGUUGUAUUGGUUUUCGAAUUGUCCCAUUAAGGUGGAGUUGCUGCAAUAGCUGACUGGCCAGUUUUAUCACAAAGUAAUUUCAGUUUGUGGAGAACAACCACUGAAUGAUGCCUGGUGCAAUGUGAAUGGCAAGUGACGUGCUUUGUGAAUCCGUUUAUCCAAGCAGCUUAACUUUGACUUUUCCGGUAAGUCCUAGUGAUACCUUAGCAAUAAUCACUUUUACCAUUUUAAACCCUGCACACAGUAAAUAAACAAUGCAUUGGGACAUCACACAUCCAAAAUAACAUUCAGGGUUGUCAGACUAUGCUUCUGAGGAUCCAGUGAGAUCACAGACAAGAUGGAGGUUUUUUUCCCAUGGAUUCUGACUAGUUCAUUAAACCUAUCAUUAAUAUGGAUAACUUGGAAAAAGGAAGAAAAAGUACCUAGCCAUUCACUGGAGUAAAAUAGAGUAUUUCAGACAACCGCAAGUGGCCAUAUGUAGUACUGCAGGUUCCUAAAAAAAAAAAAAAAAAAUUAGCUUAGAUUCUUCAUAUCAACAAAACCAUAGAUGUAUAUAUGUAACCAGCCACCCUUUCCAGCCCGUCAUGAGCCACUGCAAGUCUUGAGUCAUUAGCCUUUGGGAGUAAUUAAGUCUAAUAAUACAGGGGUGAGACAAAACAAUAUUACAUUACAAACUGCUUUCUCCAGGAAAUAUAUCUAUAUAUAAUAUAAACCUGACUAAACUGUGGUAAUUAAUUAAGAAAAGAUCAUAUCUGGACAACGAUAUGACAAUUAUCUUCAAGAUUAAUUCCAUAAUUAUGUGAUUCAGUGUUUUGUUUUGUUUUCAUGUAUAAUUUAAGGAAAGAGCCUGCCUGGAAUAGUUUUUAGUAACACAAGGUAAAACAGAGUCUCAGAGGGGAUAUGAUUGCAUUAUACAAAUAUAUAUGGGGUCAAUACAAACCAUUGUCUGGAAAACUGUUCAUAACAGGACUAUGCAUAGGACACGAGGUCACACAUUUAGACUGGAAGAAAGGAGAUUUAGACUAAGGCAGAGGAAAGGGGUUUUUACAGUAAGAGUAAUAAGGAUGUGGAAUUCUCUGCCUGAAGAAGUGGUUUUAUCACAGUCUGUACAGAUGUUUUAACCAGCUGGAUAAAUACUUGCAAAAACAUAGUAUUCAGGGAUAAAAUGUCUAAUUAGUGGGGUAAUAGCUUCUUGAUUCAAGGAGACAUCUGACUGCCAUUAUGGGGUCAUGAAGGAUUUUUUUUUCUAGUUUGUUGCAAAUUUGGAUGCGCUUCAAACUGGAGUAUGUGCCUUCUUUUGGAUCAACAGCAAAACAGAUGUGAGGAAGGUUGAACUUGAUGGAUGCAUGUCUCGUUUCAUCCUACGUAACUAUGUUUACCAUCUCCUGUUUUGCCCCCUGCUUGCCAUAGUUGUGUCCUCUUUAAAAAAUGCUGGGGACAAUUUUGGCCUAGUGAUUCCCCAAAUUCUAUUCUUCAUCUUGAGACACUUUCAAAUUCCACUUUACAUCUCUUAGCAAAUUAUUUCACCCUGCCUUAUUGUGCUAUGCUGAUGAUGUGUAUUGAACCAACUGUAGAGGAAGUAAAGUGCACUUGUUAGUCCAUGUCCAUCAUCAAACGGUUUCCAGGCUUGUUUUUUGGCCCUGUAUGUCAUCCAGCUGUGUACAAUAAACCGCGUAUCUUGAGACACAUGCUAUUAGUACGGAAGCUAAUCAGGCUUUCCUUCCUGCUUCUGAAUUUGCACAUUGCCCGUUAAUGUGUCCGACAGUGACAAUGCAUAUAAACCACUCGAUGGGAAAAAUGUUUCUGUGUAUUCUUAAAAUUAAUUAUUUGGACAAGAAAGAAAUAAUGGACUUGCAUAUUAUCUCGUAUUAAGCCAUGUUAGUGCUACAAGAAAGCAAACGGUUAUGGUGUAUGGGUGCUUGGGCACCGACCUCUGUUUUCUCUCUUCACCUAUAGGUAAGAAAUCCCACAUCAACCAGAGGAUAAAGAUGGGGAUCAUGGAAUUAGCCAUCCUUCAAUCUCCAAACCCCAUUUAAAAAUGGGGGUAUCUUUCUUCCCAAAAUAUGUGUUAAUGAUCUUUCUAGGUGAACCAAAGUUAGCUCGUAUCUGACCUUGUGACCUCUUUUUAGUUGGUUUGGCCAAUUGUACGUUCUUGGGGAGGUUUGUCUUCGUAUGCCUUUCCUUUCUUUGACUUCAGGAAGUUACAUAGUGACAAACAUAAUAUUUUAGGAUGAAAAAGACUACCGUCCACCUUUUAUGCUGUUGAUCCAUAGAAGGGAGGAUCGUAAGUAGAAACAAUAUAACCGAUAUUGGACACACGAAAUGGUUAAGAACAUUCUUCUAGCUUUAUUGAUUGGUCUAGCGCCUCCAUUCUUUAAACAGAUCUACAUUAGCUCAGAGUUAAAGCAUACAUGUCUUUAUGUUACAAUAGUUAACAAUUCAAAAGAGAAAGCAUACAGGAAAAAUGAAAUAAUGUUUUUAUUGCUCUUAAUUUGCAUUGCGUGCCUUUGCUGUGCCAGGAGUGAACUGGAUUGUGAUGUGACUAACUCGAUUUUUAAUAUAAGACAGAGUAUUACAACAAACUGUAGUAACAGCAAUUUGUGUAUCCCGCACAUGUGUUAUCUGUAAUCUCGGGUACCAUGGUGGAAAACCGUCUAAAUGGUUUUGUCUGUGUUGGUCAUAUCAUGAAUAGUUAAAUCCCUUUUAUAAUUGUGUAUUGCAGCAGGAAUAAAGAUUUGCAGUGACUCUGCCAGUUUCUGCCUGUUACACAAGAAAAGGCAAAUAUAAACAGGGAUUGUUUGUAGAAAGCCUGCCUACUGUUUGGAAAACUGGGGUCACAUUCAGAUGUAAAUAGGGAAAGAGCACAAUCCAUGUUGCAGCAAAAGAUAAGGGCCUAUUAUUCUGAGGUUUUUUGUUGUCGUUACAUUUUAUUUAUUUAUUUAUUUAUUUAUUUUUAAACAAAAUGCAUGAUGAAACCCCUUAAAGGUCCACUCCGGGCACUAUAAAAACUGAAUCAAAAAGUUGUUUUGGUGCAAGGAUGUCCCGGUUGCCAGUUUACUUGAAGUGGUCAAACUCUUAAGACUGUUUAACCCCAGAGUCUUUAAUUUGACUCCUGUCCGCUCUGCCCCUUUCACUUCUGUUCCAGUAUGAGGCUUCAAUCAAGAAGUCUCUGCCUGGGCAACACUGCUGGCUGAGAGCGUCCGCUGAUGGAGUGAUUAAAAAAAAAAAAAAGUACCAGCAUCAGGGACCUCCUUGCUCCAUAAUAAUUUCACUACAAUUAAUUUGGUUUGGUGCCUGGAGUGCCCCUUUUAAGGAUGACAAUAAAAAAGGGGUGACAUUUUGUGUCUUCCAGAUUUUAAGGGGGUUAUUCACUAAAAGGUUAAAUAAGCCAUCUGCAGCAACUCCGAGUCAAAGGUGGUUUAACACCGAGCCAUUGGAUGAUUCCAGACACCAUCACCACUUCAAUGAGAUGAAGUGGUGAUGGUGCCUAUAGUGUCAGUUUAACUCUGGCUACUGAAUAUCAGUUCUCUAAUUUAUCUGUUGGAAAAUUACUGUUUAAUUACCAGAGAUAGUGUUGUUAUUAUUAUGUAAUUAUUUAUAUAGUGCCAUCAAAUUCCGCAGCGCUUUACAAUGGGUGGACGAACAGACAUGUAGUUGGAACCAGACAAGUUGGACACACAGGAACAGAGGGGUUGAGGGCCCUGCUCGAAGAGCUUACAUGCUAGAGGGAGUGGGGUAAAAUGACACAAAAAAGGUAAGGAUAGUAUUAGACUAGUGACAGUUGCAGAAGAGGAAUCCGUUGGGAGCUAUUAACCGUUUCUUUCUUAUAACAGAAUCUAGAAUGUUGUGUUUCCUUGUGUAACAGAUUAUGGGAACAUGUACUGUUAAAUUAGCAGAGAUGUGCUUAUCUCUCGUAAUAGCCCCUAACUGAUGAGGUCUUGCGGGAAAUAUUUUAGUUCGGGAACAAAAAUCACUGAAGUCACUAAAAUCUACAGUUUAUAAAAAAAAAAAUGAACCCUUCACCCAACUGCUUCAUAGGAUGCCAUCCCUAUAGCUUCAAACAUUGAGAGGUAUAGAAUCAGGACCGGGGUGGAUCUAUAUGAAGUGCGCCAGUAAUGCAACUUGCAUCACUGGAAAUGCCCAAAGGAGGUGGGUACCUGUCUGGCAUGAAUGUAAGCCUGACUGUCCCUCUGUGGCCCUGGUAAGGUUCCUUUCUAUGACUGCCUCUACCAGAUGUGCAACAAAAUAUAUUUUUCUGCACAAAUGGAUUUAAAUAUUCCCAGAUGUUUUCAAAAUGCGUCAUUGCUGCACCAGUCCAUUCUGGAAUGGUUCUGGAGACCAGCGUGCAGUCAGGUAUACUUCUCUUUUACAUUUUAUUAAUGAAUGGGGGAACUAGGACAUUAUGUCACAUCCUGAUGUUUACAGUCUGUCUGUGAUACAGAGAGCCAGUUAGGAAGAGAAUAGAUUUUUAUUUUCCUACUGCUAGGUGUUCUGUUAUCCGCUAUUUGACUUGGUACACAUAGUGACAUAGGCCUGGUCACAAUUGCACUCUUUAUAUAAACUAUCAGAGUUAAUCACUAAAGUAAGAAUGGGAAUUAAAAGAGAACUGGAAGUGAAUUGCAAAAUGUAAUCCAAAAAAAUCAAAAUGAGAGAAAUUCACAAGUUUUCAGUUUGGCUUACAUUUAAAAUCCCCGCAAUUCUCAAUUUAGUGAAUUAACCUGAAUAUGUCAUGGCUUAUGAACAGAGGGUGGUCAUGCUUCACUCUCUUCUACAGUACUGAAAUAAUGUUUAAAGUAAUAUAUUUAAAACAAGUUUCUUUUUUUUCUUUUCUUUUGUGCAGGAAGCUGUGCCUAAGAUGUCAGCGAGCAAAGAAGGUGCACAUAAAAAAUGGGCGGCUCUAAAGGAGAAACUAAGCCCUCAGAGCCCCGACCAGAUUGAGGGUAACCUGGAGAAUGCAGACCCUGAAUUAUGCAUCCGACUCUUGCAAAUCCCAUCUGUUGUAAACUACUCCGGUCUGAAAAAACGCCUGGAGAGCAGUGAUGACAACUGGAUCGUACAGUUCUUGGAGCUCAGUGGACUGGACCUUCUCCUGGAAGCCCUGGACACACUAUCGGGGAGAGGGGUAUCUAGAAUUGCUGACGCCCUCCUCCAGCUGACUUGCAUAAACUGUGUCCGAACAAUUAUGAAUUCCCACAAGGGAAUUGAGUAUAUAGUUGAGAAUGAAGGUUACGUCCGGAAAAUUUCCCAAGGUGAGGAACUCGUCAUUCUUUAAAUCUGUUAUUUGGGUUAACCCACUUUCCAUUCAUGGUGUCCAAAACAAAAAAAGAAAACAUACAUAAUUCCUUGCAUUCUAACUAACUUUUCCUGCAGUUCGUUGCAGCUUUUUAAUGUUCCAGAUAUCAGCUGGGCAUUAAGGUUACCACUUUUAUAACUGGACCACUCCUAUUAUCCAAUAUAUAUUUCUUACAAUUCCAUUCCCGUCCGAGGAUUCCAUAGAUUUGUAACAUUUACAGGGUUUUGUCCUCCUCUAGUGACUGUCAUACUGACCGCCACUAUUAUUACUAUUAAUAAUACUAUUAUUGGCAUUUAUGUAUCACCAUCCUAUACCUUUUAUUAACCAUAUUAUAAAAGGGGGAAACUUAGCAACUGAGGUGCUUUUGCAGCACCAACUAAGUAAAUUUGGGUCACAUGAUGCAGAAGCCCCUAUAGGAAAGCACUGAUUCAAUAUUUAUCUAUGGGGAGACUUGGUUAGCACAUAGCGUUCACCGCACAAGCGCAUCGGGUCCCCCACUCCCCUCCAUGAGAAGCAUUUUAUUCGACAUUGGCCAUGCCUCCUCUGUGACAAAAAAAAAAGGUUUAGGAAAACAUUUAGCUUUAUUAUAUUCUAUGGCAAAUGGGGGGAGAGGGCGCUGUGUUUUUUUUUUUUUUAUAGGGACAUGGACGCCAUAGGAAUAGGAGUUUAUUAAAAAAAAAAUUGUAAUUUGUUUUUUAAAUGAGGAAAAAAGUGAAAGUCAAGUUAUGAUUGUUUAUUAAUUAAUAUAACAGGUAAUCACUGGCAGUAUAACAUUGUUUCUUUCAUCCAGAGCGUUCACUGUAUGUUUUCUAUAUAAUCUCUGUUUUACAGCGCUGGACACGUCCAAUGUGAUGGUCAAGAAACAGGUUUUUGAGUUGUUGGCUGCACUUUGCAUCUACUCCACUGAAGGACACGCUUUGGCUUUGGAUGCUCUUCAGCACUAUAAGGUAAACAACUUAUUGGCAUACAGAAAAAGACCUUUACUUAUUUUUUCAUAUAUAUUUAUAUAUUAUUAUUUUUUUUAAUUUUAUGAAAGUAUAAUUUGAUAGGACAGGGUACAGAAUUUCAAAUCGUGACAUAGUAGCCAGGAUAAAAAGUUAAUGGAGCACUCCAAGCACCAUAACCACUAUAGCACGCUGUAGUGAUAAUGGUACCAGGAGUGACUUGGUGCCUCCCAGUGUAUGUAGCCAAACCAUUUUACCUGGGGUUCUUCUGGUGUCGCUCCCCACCUCCCUUCUGAUAGAGAGUUGGAAGCUGAUACUUAGGAGCUUCAUUUAGCUCUCCAGUGCAGGACCAACUCUUUGAGUUCAUCAGUAAAUGCCCAAGUCUUAGCUUGGAGUAAGAAGAGAAAAAUGCCUGGUAGACAGCCACAGAGGGCAGACUUAGAGCUUCAAUGUAAACUAAGUGCAAAAGGGUCACAGCACCCAGACCGCUUCAAUUAGAUGAAGUGGUCUGGGUGCCUACAGUGUCCCUUUAACAGACUUUGUCAUUCACAAUCAUGGACAAAAAGAAAACAAAAAAAGUCUAAAUAAAUGGUGCAGAUCUGUCAAUUUGCUUAUUGAAAAGUUUGAAAGGUAUAACAGUAGACCGUGAUCCAUGUUUAAGACAUGGUUAAAUUAAUGACUGCCUCAUCAUAUUGACACAUUACAAUAAGCAAAUAUGAACCAGUAGCCCAAAAAUAAAAUCAGGUCUAAAUUUAAAAUGCUUAAGAUUAUUUUUGCCGUGGUUUAAAAGAAAGCCGAAUGUUUAAAAUUUUAUAUUAACUUAACAACUUUUAUAUCGACAUAUCAAGUAUAUCAUUUAUAUCGACAUAUCUACAAACGAGAUUUUCAAGAAGGAAUGCAAAUUUUGAAAAGUUUUAGUAUAAUAAACAUGAUUUUUGGAAGAGGGGUUAUGAACAAGAGUAAUUUUUCCUUAACAGACCGUGAAGAGCCAACAGUAUCGAUUCAGUGUAAUAUUGAUUGAACUGUCAACGACGGACAAUGUUCCAUAUAUGGUGACACUGCUGAGUGUUAUAAAUGCCGUGAUAUUGGGGACAGAAGAACUUCGCCUACGCGUACAACUACGAAAUGAGUUUAUAGGUAAUAUCAGAUGUCAAAUACGGAACAGAAAUGUGUGCAUUUUAUAUCUUCAAGUGAAAAAAAACUUUUCUUCCUGGUAAGAGUAUAAUAUUCGAUUUCUGAAUGAAACACAGUCCAUUCAAAAUACUUAUUUUACUUAAUUAUGUAAUCUGGUGGUAAAAUACAAAUAUGGCAAUUGAAAGAUUUGUGCCUGAUUAUGGCCUCCAUUUAAUAUUGUUAGACACACUUUUAAAAUUCUUUAAUAUUUUGAGAAUUUUUUUUAUAUUUAUAUAAAUAUUGUAUGUAUUUAAUUUUUUUAAUGUAUUUUAAUAUAAAUAUAUAUAUUUAUUUAAAGGAUAUGUAAAAUUUUAAAUACUUAUCCAAAAUAAUAAAGGCUUAUAUUUGUUGAUCAUGCCACCCCAUUUUAUUAUUAAGGGGAGCAUGUAUAAAAGAUGCAUUAAUUUACAGUUUAUUUAAUGUUGAGAAGAAUCUAGUAUAAUAACAGACCUAUAUUAAAGUAGAAGGGGGAAGCAUAAACCAUGGUUAGGGGGUGUAAAACUUGUUUUGCCCUGGGCGUUGGUAACCCAUACCAAGUCACUGGUUUGCACUAUUAUUCAGAGUUUAGCUAGUGAAUAAUUCUGUGUUAUCACUAAAGGGAUUUUACAAUUUUAAGUCCAACAAAAAACAUGAUUUUGCAAAUUUGAAAUUCACUUUAAACUUCUCUUGCGCGGUCAAAAGACUUAAAAUAUGCACAGAAUUGACAUUAGGUGAAGCUGAAACACUGCCCAUACACACUCCUACCACCAUGACCACUUUAAAUCACUGAAGUGGUUAUGGUGGUUGGAGUAUCCCUUUAAUCGUGUGUUUUAAAGCACACCCCUUCCUGGUGUUAAAUGGGCAAAGAGUUAUUCACUAAAGUGAUGUCAAGAAUCCAAUAUGAAUUUAACAUUUUAGACCAAAAUACUCAAACUGACAGCUGACUAGUUUUUCCUAGUUUUCCGAUUAAAGGAACACUAACUAUUUAAAUUAUUGUGUCCCCCUUAAUUAAAUAAAAUAACGCUUUUUUUAUUAUUAUUAUUUUUUUAUUUUAACUGAUUUUCCCCAGUAUUUGAAAGUGAAUUUCAAAUUCAAGGCCAAAGUAGCUGAAAUGGAUUUGAAGCGGACUGGAAUAAUUUUCUCCAUUUUGUCUAUUAGCUUUAAAUUUGAAAUUCACUUUGAAUUCCUGACAAUUUUCGAUUUUGGUAAAUAACCCUGAAUGCCAUUUGUCUACAUGGCAAAAGGUUGCCACAGUCACUACUGUCUCACAUUCUUUAAAGGGAUACUAAAGUGCCAGGAAUACAAAGCUGUAUUCCUGGCACUAUAGGUCCCCCUGCCUUCCCCUACCUACCAAAAGGGUUAAACACCCUUUAUUUACUUACUUGAUCCCAGGGCCGAUGUCCCUCUGCGCUGGGUCAACGCUCUACCCUUCCAACAUCCCCUGAUGAGCAGGCUCUAAUGCGCAUGCACAGCAAAUACAGCGUGCGCAUUAGACCUCCCCAUAGGAAAGCAAUGUAUCAAUGGUUUCCUAUGGGGAAACAUCUGACGCUGGAUGUCUUCAUGUCGAGCGUGAGGACGUCCAGCGUCAGAUACCGGACCAAAAGUCUGUUUCGAUCCAAGAAGCGCCCCUAGUGACUGUCUGGGAGAUAGCCACUGGAGGCAGACUUAGUGCUGCAAUGUUUAACAUUGCAGCACUAAGUGCAAAAGGAAAAUUGCACCCAGACCACUUCAAUGAGCUGAAGUGGUUUUGGUGCCUAUAGUGUCCCUUUAAACCUUUUCCUAGGACCCAAGAGCUGAGUAGAAUUUUAGGAUUUCCCUACUGGUGCACAGGUGUCAUUAAAUCUGCUUGAUCCACUGAUUAGCACACCUGUGCUUGGCAGGGAUAUUAUGAAAACAUUGCUGGUCAGUUUCUCCUGAAGACAGGUAUGAAAGUCACUGACUUACCUCCAUGAAAACGUGGCUAUGUCUGGUGUAAACUGUGAGAUAUUCUGUGCUGUGAUUUUAAUCUGAUUGUAUCUAUUACAGCAGGUUUAAAAACCACCCUUAGGCAAGAUAUUGAUAUAUUCUAAUGGAAAAAGCACACAAAAAACACUAAAAUCUGCUCUCAGGACAAGUUGAUCAUUUACUGCAUAUCAUAGUGAACACAACACACACAUUUAAACCCAUCUGGUUAUUUAAUAAAGUGUGAGCUGUAUUGAAUCUACAGCAAAUUUUACCUUUUUAGAAGCAAAAAAAAAAAAAAAGCUAAGUUGAAAACAAAACUGACUUGGGAUUUUUUUCAAUUUGGCUAGAAUCGCAUGAAAUGUAACAUUCCCUUUUGAUUCCUAAAAUUCACACUUUAGUGAAUAAUCCUGAACAGUAAUCUAUUUCAGGAAAUUUAACACAAUAAUUCUCUACUUAAUUUAUCAACUCACUCCCUGUGUCCUGACCAUAAACUCUAGGCACUAAAACCAUGUUUGGGUAAAUAAUGAAAUAUAGGUUGAAUGUACAUCUAUGAAAAUUACUUUUAUUAGGACCUUUAAACAGCCUUCAAUUGAUGCUGUAUAACUGAUAUGGAGACCAGUUUAAAAAUGCUUAAUUAUUUAAUACUGCUGAAAGACUAGGGCAUGAAAUGUCCCGAAGUUAAACCAAAAUUCCAUCAUUCAAUACUGACGAGAGAGAGAGAGUUAAUAAACAUCAAGACUAUUCUUUAUUUUCUCACAAUUUCACUGAUAAUGUAUAAUUGCAGUACCCGUACCAAUUCUAUCAAUGAUGUGUUAGGAAGGUGGAAAAUUGUGUAUACAACCUAAUGUUUUACACAUUAAACCAACCUAUAAAAAAAAAUAUAUAUAAAUUCAUGAAUAACAAGACCUGCAAUUUUCGUCAAUAAAAACAAAAAAACAUUUUUCUGCAAGUAUUGUUGAUGCAUCAAUCGUUUCAGAUCCACAUUUUUGUUUCCAAUACGUAUAUUUACAGCUUAUCAGAAUUCAUAACACCUUCAGGUGUACAUUAAGACAUUGAUUGCUAAUUAUACAAACCUUAGUUACGCAGUGUAAUUUGUGGAAGUCCUAUAACAGUUGGCAUCUUGUAGUUCCUGCGUUAGCUGUAGAAUCCCUGUGUGUCUGAUCAAGUUGCUCGACCUAAUCAUGAGAUGUCCAAUAAAAAAUACAUAUAUUACAGGGCUGUUUGGCUUCCUGUUUUGUUUUAACGGUUAAAUCCAUCUAUUUCAGGCCUGCAGCUGCUGGAUUUGCUAACAAAGUUAAGGUAAGGAUGUACUCAGUUAAACUGAAUUGAAAGGUAAAUGCUUUCUCUUCUGAGACUAUUUUAUAAUGUUAAGUUCGGUUUGACACAUUCCCUUUAAUGCAUUGAUGUUUUGUUCACUAAGUUAUCUAAACCUAUAAUCCUGUUUCUGGUAGCUGUUUUGUCACAUGAGGUUAUUUAACUAGAAUGUGAAUUCCAAGUAAAUUUAAAACUUACAGUCAAAAUAUCUUAACUGGAAAAAUUCCAGAAAUCCGCAAGUUUGGUCUAAAAAUGCAAAUUCACUCUGAAAUUUAAGACAAUUUACACUUGAGUGCAUAACAGUCAAAUCUAUAACUAAUAUGCUUAUCAGACAGUAGUGUGAUCUGAAUGUAUAGAAAGCUGUUGCCACGACUGUUCGGAUCAUUGCAUUUUUUUUAAUAUAAAAUCCCUGAUUGAAUGGUGAUUUGUAGAAAGUUGUACAUGCAUGGUUUGGUAUUAGACCAUGAAAGAGGUGUUAAACUAACCAGCCAAUUAAUUACUGUGGUUAAUGGGCUUUUUUUUUUUGGGUUUAACCUUGGCCUUUGUGUAUUCAGGAAUUAUGGUGUGGGAUUCUAAAUUCUUUUUUAAAAAGUCUAUUCUAUAAAAACCGUUACAUUUGUAGCUGCAAGUAUCAUUUCCCCUCAAUAUAUGUAGUUAACUAGUUGUGAUAAACAUUUAAUUAACCCAAACUGAUAAUUUAUGCAUUUUGUCUUGGAAAUAAACCUACGUGGGCUUGUUCACUGAAUUCUUAACUGCCGUCGAUGAAACGUUGCAAAAUUCAGGCUAUAAUAGUCAAGCUAUAGUUAUUAGCGGACCUGGAGAAUUUCUGAAUUGACUAUUUUGGUCUUUUUUUUUUUUUUUUUUUGGUCAUUUGGGUUUUCAGUUCACUAAAAAAUUAUAGUUUAAUGAAUAAUUCCAUUAGCAUUAUACACUAAAGUGUGAAUUGUCAGGAUUUCAAAGUGGUGAUUUCCAAAUUUGAGCCCCAAGUAGCCAAACUACAAAAAAAUCUCCUAGUCAUCUGAUCAUUCAGUUUAAAUGUUUUUGCCUAAAAUCUGAAGUUAACUAUCCAUUCUUGAAUUGUGACAAUUUACACAUUAGACGCUAUGUACGAGGUCUUUCCGGAAAGUAUCCAGCCACAUAACAUGAAAAAUAGAGACAGUAAUUGAAGAAAAUACAAGAAACAUUGUACAUAGUCGCUACCUUGGGAUCUCACACUGUUCUCCCCGUGUCUCUACCACUACUCAAAACACUCUGCAAAAUCCUUUGUUGGAAUCGCCAUCAGCUGCCAUAUUUAUCUGAAAUCUCUUUCCUUUAACCCCUUAAGGAUACAUGACAUGUCAUGAUUCCCUUUUAUUCCAGAAGUUUGGUCCAUAAGGGGUUAAAUGGUGAUUUUAGUUUUGGGAAAAGUCACAGGGCACCAACUCUUUCAACAGAUGAGACAGCCACUAGAGGCUGGAUUAACCCAUUUGUAAACAUAGCAGUUUCUCUGAAACUGCAAGGUUUACAGUAGAAAGGGUUAAUCCUAGAUGGACCUGGCACCCAGACCACUUCCUUAAGCUGAAGUGGUCUGGGUGUCUAUAAUGGUCCUUUAACGCAAAAUUGGAUGCUCUUCUCACUCAGUAAUAUUGAAUGAGAGGGCCACACAGUACACAUGCUCACUGAAUGGCAUCUUGGCGCCCCCACUGACUAGUACAAUGAAGUUGUCAUUGUUCACGCAUGCACAUUCCAAUCCAGUCCACUUUUCUUGGCUGCCAAGUUACACUGAUGUUGCGUAAACCGUUCUCAUUAUAUUAACAAUGGCUUGAGUUUUUCUGGACAGACCUUGUUUGUGUGUGUGUGUAUAUAUGUAUAUGUGUGUGUGUGUGUGUAUGUAUGUAUGUAUGUAUGUAUAUGUAUAUUUAAAUGCACAGUAGCCGUUUUCUGUACUGCAUCUCAGCAUGUAAAUAUUAUUUGGCCAAAGAUGUUCUGUUGUGACCUCAUGUUGCCCCCUAGUAAUUUGCUAUAUAUAUCCAUAUACCUCUCAGGGAUCUGGAGGAUGAAGACCUGCUGAUACAAGCAAUUGUAUUUGAAGAAGCCAAGUUGGAAGAUGAAGAAGAACUACUUAAGAUCUAUGGAGGGACUGAUAUGAAUAACCAUCAAGCUGUCUUCUCUACGCUCUUCAACAAAGUAAGUCACAGGGCACAGGUAAAAAAUAUAUGCUUUUAAAAUAACCUUAAAAUAAAAUAGAAUUAUUUUCACUUCAGUCAAGAUCAAGUAAAGAGCAAAAUGGAGGAAACCAAGGGACCAGGGGCAAUGUUAGUGGAGGGCCAACCCAGACAAGGUAGGUAGGCAUUAAAAAGCCACGGUUGUGCUGGAAAUUCAUAACUGAAGUGCUGAGACUUUGCAGUCACAUGCCAGAACUGCAGUAAUGUAUCGAUGGGUCACCACUUAUUUCAGUACUAGUGUGUGUGUGUGUGUGUGUGUGUGUAUACGAUGGAAUGUGAUUAUUACACUUUCCACCUGAUGCCAGUAUGUGUUGCUACAGGGGAGCGGUUACUUUGUGGUACAAAGCUUGCUCUCUCUGCUCUGACCAGACCCAUCAUCAUAAAUGUUCCAGCACGUUGCUGAAGUUACCAGAACCUCACUGAUAAGGCUGGUUCCAGUGCAAAGCUAAGCUCAGCCACAGCCUAAUAACUAGCACUGGUAGUGAGAAUUCUUCUACCCCAAACAUACAGUCGGACUCGUUGGCAGAUUAUCUCCUAUUUGCAAUAGGCGGACUGAAAAGAUAUACGUAGAAGAGGCUAUUGGGAAAUCUCCACUUUGGUUUUUUUCUCAUGAUCUAUAUUACAUUUUACAAUUUGAAGAGCCGUGUAGUGGUUACCCCGAUGAGUAGAGGGUUUCCCACCGCUAGAGGGUGUCCUUCUCCCGAUGGUGAGGGGUAUUCUCAGCAUUCAGCAGUCAUUCAAAAGUUGAGAAGCUCUUAAAAGAGCUAGUGUUAUAGCUGUAUAGCAGUUUCCCCCAAUAAGAGACAAGACUCUAGAUUGAGGGUAAAGUAAGAACUGGCUUAAUGAGCACACAAGCCUUUCUUUUAUACAAGUUAUUCCACAAGGUUACCACCUAUGUGGACCUUGUUGGGCACAAAAAUACAAACUCAACAACCAAUAGCUUACAGUCACACAGUUAAACACUCCCAUUUAUUGAUGUAAAUUCCUCCCCUCUUCUUGGGAGAUAAUUGAGUUAAUUGCUGUAUCAACUCAAUUAUCUCAAAGUGAAAAAUACACUUUCUACUCACUUUUUAUAACAUCAAAACUAUCCCUUCAUUUUCAGAACCAGCAUAAUUGGGGAACAAACAUAUUCAAAAAUCAGGCGAAUCGGUCCAGGGGUUCAGUAGAUAGAUGAAAGUCUUUUUUGACCGACCGCACACGUUUUCAUACCCAAAACAGUUCUACAGAUUCAUGCUGUGCGGCCGGUCUAUCUUCCCCUUCAAAUAAAGUAUAAAUUGCACAAACUUAUCAUUCGGGAGUUUGUUCUGCAGAAUUAGCGCUCUGUUCGUAUGGAUUUAGCCGAACGCAGGAAGGUAGAAGUCUCAGCUGUGUAUGUGAAAAUAGUAGCCGAAAAUAGUUCAAUGACCAAAUACCGCUGAGCGCGUGUUCAUGUAGACGAACGCCAACCACCCUGUUGAUCAAUUAGAACGUUCAGGUGUUCGUGGUUUUGGAGGUGUUAAUACAGUCAUGGAGGUUAAUGGGUGCCACACUCCUGUUCUGGGUGGUCGGUCGUUCGGCAGAAAAUUCUUGAUUCCAACGGCUCUUAGCACAAUAAAGGUCUUUUCAUUUUAGACGAAUGGGUUUUAAACGAACAUAUUUUCCAAGUUUUAGAAAUCAGGGACAGAGGGUCUGUCACAAGCCGUAUUAGAGAAAAGUGUUUUUCAGAAUCCAAACACAGAAAUCACUUGUUCUCUGCCUCCAUGUUUAUAUUAUUUCUCUCCAUUUCUCCCCAUAAUGCAUGCUCCUUCCACCUUGUAACUGACUGGUACUUUGUCCCCAUCAACAAUUUAGAUCUGAUUAAAUACUGGAUGCAGAUAUCAAUGUGGAGCUAGGCAACAUCUGGCACAGUUGCCAAGUAAUAGUACCAGACACAGCCGGAUGUUUUACAGCCCCUUAAGUCACCGGUCCAUCCUAUGUAAGAGAGAUAAUACUGGAUUUUAUAGAGGAUGUUAUUGUUGGCAUUUAACGACGUGCCUGUGGAUUGCUAUGUCCUCUCCUAGUUUAGUUUAUGUGAAUACAUGGUUUAUGUAAUUUAUGUAUGUCUUGUUUGUUAUUUUUCCUUUGCUUUAGGUUAGCUGCUCGCCACUUUCUGUACAGCUUUUGUCAAUCCUGCAGGGCCUGCUCCAUUUGGAUCCGUCUCACCCUUCCAGUCCUUUACUGUGGGAAACCCUGGAGAUUUUGGUGAACCGAGCAGUUUUACUUGCAGAUGACUGUAAGAAUGUUUGUCUUAUUUAUACAAACAUGUAUUUUGCACGUUAGUGCUUCCCUGCCUAUUUAGAUUAGUGGGCCCCCUGUAAAACUGAAAACACGGCAUUUUACUUCUCUUUCUACCCACAUCCUGUUGGUCUCUCCAUGGCUGCUGCUCUGCCCCGGAUGAGAUCAUCAGUGGCCAUGAUCUGAGCCAAUCCAAAGUUUACCCUUUUGUGGACACAUGCGUGGCAAUCACUGAUUUGUACCAGUUCAGCAUCUUCUAAUAGAGAUGCAUUAGCUCUAUGAAAAGUGUGUAGUCUUCCAAAGAUUGCAGCACCACAACAGGAAGUGCCUCCACUGGCUGGCUGAGUGACAGCUACUACAAUUGGUCUUAGAAUUAAAUAUAAAAGUUGCUCCUUUCUCAGAGAGGGUCUCUUUGCACAGGAACCAUUGUAUUAAGCUGUAGUGGUUUUGGUGCAUUUGUAGUGGUUUUACAUAAGUUAAUGUAAAUUCAAGAUGUCAAGUCUGAAAUGCACCUUUGCACCCCUUACGGUUUUUGUCUUCUAAACCCUCAGGGGUUGGGUAGUCACUUAUUAAAUAUAAGGGAUGAGUAAACAUAAUGUUAGAAAUUCUGUGAAAUUCUGGUUCACCUCUAAAUCAGGUGCUAUAGGUCUGUGAAGUGUUGAGGUGGACUCUCCUGUAAAGUAUUUUGAAAGAUCUACAUAUCGUUUAAAUGGUUAUGGUGUCUCCUGGCGCUGUCUUUCCAUUUAGCUUUAAACCAUCUUUAAUGUUUUAAUAAUAAACGAGGGUCUCCAGCAACCCAUUACCUCCGUGCUGCUUGAUCUAAUGAGGAAGCGUUAGCAUAAACAGUAGUGGGUAGCUGUGAGAGUGUCCACUGACAUCAUUCAGCCUAUCACAGAGCUCACUGCUGGUAUGAAUCGAUAUGGUUUGAAGGAAGUGUGUAAUAUCUGCCUUAGCAAUACCUUUAGUGGGGAAGGAGCUAGGGGAAGCCAGGGACUCUCAUUUAGUGUUAAACUGCUCAGAAAAUAGAGGGACAGCACCAGUGGACUCUGGGCACUAUAACCAAUUCAAUUAGAUGAAAUGGUUACAGUGCAUACAGUAUCCCUUUAAUUGUUAUUACUUUAUCACAAUAUUUUAAUUUUUCAGGCAAAGACCAAAACCUCAAUGACAUUAUGGACAGACUCUUAGCUUCAAAGAAACACCCAAGCAAACAAAAAUACAAGCAAGACCGAUGUAUUGAAAAACUAAAUAAAAGUAUUCAAACUGACAAACCCAUAGAUGAUUUUCGUGAUGAAGACUUGGGAAUUGCAUUGCAAAAACCUCUGAAGGCUGCAGACUUUUUGCCAUUAUCUGGUUCUCAAUCAGAUCAUACUUUAACAGGACAUGUACCUCCCCCACCCUCCUCUACCUCACCAUUGUCCCCUCCUCCUCCUCCUCCUCCCCCUCCACCGCUUCCUGGAAUUGGUGGAUUUUCUCCUCCGCUGCCGCCUCCCCCACCCCCAGGAAUGAUGCGUGGCAUUCCUCCACCUCCUCCCCCACUGCAUGGAAUGGGGGGGUUUCCUCCACCUCCUCCCCCACUACCUGGAAUGGGAGGAUUUCCUCCACCUCCUCCCCCACUGCCUGGAAUGGGAGGAUUUCCUCCACCUCCUCCCCCACUGCCUGGAAUGGGAGGAUUUCCUCCACCUCCUCCCCCACCGCCUGGAAUGGGAGGAUUUCCUCCACCUCCUCCCCCACCACCUGGAAUGGGGGGAUUUCCUCCACCACCUCCACCAUUUCCUGGUAUGGGUGGCACUGAUGAAGUUGUGGUAGCCCGUGUUGACUUCUCCUUGGGAUGCUCAAGACCAGCUUCCUUCAAAGUCAAUAAACCAACACUAAAAAUGAAGAAACUUAAUUGGCAGAAACUCCCACCAAAUGUUGUUAAAGGUAGGUAGCCGCAAUUGUAACUUCUAGCAUUCAAAAGAAUGACAUGGCUAUGAAUUCCUCUGGGAAGGCUACAAUGAUUUAAACAGAAUAAGAGAAAUUGACCCUAUAAGGGUCCUGAAUAUGUAUAGUCGUGAACAGAUAAGGGGGUAACCCUAAAAUGAUAGAUGAAAACAAAAAAAGGAGACUAAUCUGUCACAAAAUUCAAUGAAAAGAAGGGAAUAUAGACAAAAUACUUUAUUAAUAGAAAUACAAACAAUCACAAACACCUACUCAAUCACUGAUCACUGCUAUCUAAAUACUCGAUAAUGGAGGUAGCAAAUGUGAUCAAGUGAUAUACCUUAGGUAAGGGAUAAAUAAACGAACAGGAAUGGGAGUGGGAUAAAAUACAAUGAAUGUACAAACAACCAGACAAGAAACACCCAAAAGGAAAAAGAAAAAACGUAAUAAUAACCAAAAACAAUAUUAAUGGCAAUUAAUGAGUACUCAGCUCAUCUAUUUGGCAUUCACUUUAGCUACUUUGUAUACAUAUUACUGCUUAUUAUGACAGUGUUUAGUAGCUUCAGUUGCCAUUAGACUUCACAUUUUGUGCAGCUAUCUGCCAUUAAUAGGGUUUUUGGUUAUUACGUUUUUUCUUUUUCCUUUUGGGUUUUUCUUGUCUGGUUGUUUGUACAUUCAUUGUAUUUUAUCCUACUCCCAUUCCUGUUCGUUUAUUUAUCCCUUACCUAAGGUAUAUCACUUGAUCACAUUUGCUACCUCGAUUAUCCAGUAUUUAGAUAUCAGUGAUUGAGUAGGUGUUUGUGAUUGUUUGUAGUUCUAUUAAUAAAGUAUUUUGUCUAUAUUCCCUUCUUUUCAUUGAAUUUUGUGACAGAUUAUUCUUCUUUUUUUGUUUUCAAUGAUUUAAACAGUGCCAACACAUUCUAGCUAUCUUUUUUUCUUUAUUUAACAAUUUUAUUUUUAUUUUGAAUAUUUUCAUGCUUAACCAUGCCAAACACAAUGGGCCAUAAUGCGAGAUGAUAUGAGUUUAAGCAGUCUCCAACUACAAUUUGCUUACAAAUUGCAGAACAAAAUAUCUAACAAAUAUUGUAUAUAUUUAAUUGUGUCUCCAUUUUUCCAUUUCACAUCUUUUCAUCGUUCAGAAACCCAUUCGAUGUGGGCCUCCUCCAGUAGCACUGAGGAAACUGUUGAACCCAACUAUUCAAGUAUUGAACAACUGUUUUGUCUUCCACAAACAAAAACUAAAGAAGAAGCCCCCGUCAAGAAAGUGCCAAAAGAGGUAACCCAACCUAUAAUCCACGCAAGAAGCAUUGUGAUUUAUGCUAGAUUAUGCUGCAGACCCAAUAACAUUUUUUUUCUUCGUUUUUAAAGAUUACAUUUUUAGAUUCCAAGAAAAGCCUUAACUUGAAUAUAUUUUUGAAGCAAUUUAGAAGGUAAGUUCUGUAUUAAAGCUGCUGCUUUUAUCUCCUAAAUUUUUCAUGAGCCAAUAGUGGGUUAAAGCAAGGAAGAUCUUCACUUGGGUGUUUCUGGAGACUCUACCCACCCACAAAGUACAAAUUUUCAAAAACACUUAGUAAUGUAUUUGUAAACGUGUUGGAGAAAACAAAGAUUGUCCAUGAGCCCAAAAUGUAAAAAGUGACAUAACUUUAACAUUGUGGAGCAAAGUAGCAUGUCUCCUUGGACGGUGGUUCAAUAAGUUGUCUAAUUGUACCAAUGACCAGCCUUUAAAAGUUUAAAGUUUAAGCAGCAACUCUUCAUGUCCAUCUCGUCUAAUGCCACUGUGGUUUUCCCUUCCUGUGCAGCACGAAUGAGGAAGUCGUUGCUCUUAUUGAAAAGGGAGACCGUUCUAAGUUUGACAUUGAAGUUCUGAAACAGUUCCUAAAGCUGCUUCCUGAAAAGCAUGAAGUAAGGAAAGUUUAAGAUUUAAUCAUGAAUGUGUUUAUCUUUACCCUUUGCAGUUUUGAAGGUUUUCACAUUUUGCCUUCAUAAUGAAACUGUGCAACAAUAAUAAAAAAAGUAUAAUAUUUAUGGAAAAUAAUAUUUAAGUGGAUAAUUGCAUACGUACACUGGAGAUUGCAGUUUGAUUGUCUGCGUUGUAUUACAUUAUACUAGAAUAUGACAUCUUUGCGCAAGUUAAAGGGACAUUCUAAACUUCUAAGCACCAGUGGGCAUUGGAAUAUAAUGAAUGAAAUUUAAAUUAGAAAAAUCCAAAAAAUAUAUUAAAAAAAAAUAAAUAAAAAAAAAUAUAUAGAUAUAUAUGUGUGUGUUUUUAUUUUUAUUUUUUUCCUCCCUUUUCUAUAUUGAACUGUGAAUUCUAGCAAGGUUGUCCUAGAGAAUUAAGAUCACUUUUUUUUCUUUUAUUAUUAUUUUUUUUUUUAUUUAACCUUUUUCUUUUAUCAUAGUCCUGAAUUAAAUGAUAUAGGUUUAGAAAAAGGGUCUUAAAAGCAUAACUGUAAACUCAUGACCCAUGUUUUAAAAUUAAAUUAGACUGUGGCUUGAGGCCAACAUUUAUGCAGCCAGGGAUUAUGGGAUAAAAGUAUGUAGAAGACCAAGUGUUUCCUUCAUUCCUUUUUCAGUGAUUAUAGAGGAUCCUAUGUGGUUGCUUUUAAGGUGCAUGUAUUUAUUUAAAUUGUGAUUAUUUUAUUAUUUAUUUUUUGUUUUUUGUAGCUAAUUUAGCAUUUUAAUUUUCUCUGCAUUUACACAGUAAAUCUAUAAAUUUUUUCCCUUUAAGGUGGAAAACUUAAAAUCCUACCAAGAAGACCCGUCAAAGUUAUCAAACGCGGAUCAAUUCUAUCUGCGGCUUCUGGGCAUUCCUGGGUAUGGAAUAAAACACUUUUUGAACUUUUUUCCCCCUUUCUUUCUUACUGUAUGUCCAAGUAAUCCCAUACACCCUGCUAAUUUUAUACAUUACUCAAGAAUAAUAGACCAUAGGGAAUGGGGUGGAAUGGUAACCCUGCAUUCCCAUUUCUUAUUUUCUUACUCUGAUAUUAUAUUAAAUUUAAAUAAUGUGAAUUUCAAUUUCUUUCUGGCCAGUUAUCAACUUCGACUUGAGAGCAUGUUGUCCUGUGAGGAAACCAGUCUUAUGCUUGAUACGCUGCGACCAAAAGCACAAAUAGUUAGCAAAGCGUGUGAAGGUAAGUGAGCGGUUUUUGACUCUCUUUAUUUUUUUUUUAUUUUUUUUUUUAUAAGCACCUUCUGGCAGCCAAAGAGGGUGUAACUAUACAGUUUCAGGUUUAAAUCCAUAUAUAUCAUAUAAAUAUGUAUUUAUAUUUUGUCCCUCUUUAUUUAUUUCAUUCCAGAUAUCCUAAACAGUCACAGGCUUCCUGUCUUUUGUCAGCUAGUCCUCAAAGUCGGAAACUUCUUAAAUUAUGUACGUUGUGUAACUGUGUGUCAAGGGGGGGCUUCACACGUGUGUCUGUUCUACCGUUAACAUUCUGACUCAAGGUCAUAGUGAGUGAGUUCUGGUGAAAGACUGGGCUCUCUGUGCUAUAGUGCAGCUAUUUAAGCCACUCACAAUCCCUAUUUAAAGGAAUGAGCCCAUUUGUUAACUGUAUCUAGGCAAAUUACUGUUACAGUCCUGAUAGGAAUACUGAAAGGGUUAAAAGGAAUCCAUCAUGCAUUGCAUAACCUGGCACAAUUCCUUGCAAUCCAUUCUGGAAUGCUUGGCAUUCUGAACAAAUUAAACUCCGUGCCAAGCGAGGCUCGAUAAUUCAUUACAAUCUGUAGGGUUGCUGGAAACAUUACACUUCUCAUCGGAAACGUUUUUACUCUUUGUUGUUUGACCAUUUAUUAUACGGUGCAUGUAAUACUCUGAUCCAUACGUUGUGCUGAGCCACUUGUUUGCACAUGUAGAAUUUAUGUAUUCAUUUAUAUCUGUAAAAUUCUGAUCUAACUUUUUGCACCAAUUAUGAUGCUAUAAUCUGUGCUAGUGGAACACAUGCAUAGUGCAAUGAAGGGAGCACUAACCUUUAUAAUCUUCUAGUAAACAGAAUUAUUUUCUGUUUGGAAGCAGAAUAUAGAGAUACAUUUUCAUUCCGUCUGUAACGUAUACAGGCGAUCUAAGGUCCUCUCUAUACAAACCCGCAUAUUCAAAAACUGGAUCACCAGUUAAAGGCGUAUUACACUUUCCACAAUUCCCGCUGCUACAAGUUUUUAAUGAAGUUGUAGUUUAAGUGGAACUAGAUGUCUGAUAUGUGAACUCUCUAAAACUAUUAAACAUAACUUUUUUUCUGUUUUGUUUUUUUUCCCUAUUCUAGGGUAGUCACACGGGAAACGCCAAUGGAUUUAAAAUAAGCACAUUAUUAAAAUUGACUGAGACCAAAGCCAACCAAACCCGCAUUACGUUGUUGCAUCACAUUUUAGAGGUAGCAUCGCUUCUGUGAGAAAUUACUGAUAAUUAUGAUUAUAUGUCUGACUAUUGAAUUUUUAAAUUUUUUAAUUUUUUAAAACAUCUUCUUUUAGUGAGGGACAAAUAAGAUCCCUCCAUAAUUUCGUACCGUUAUAUAAUGCAGUGCCAUAUUAUGGUACCAAAGUAAGGACAAUACAUUUUACAUAGGGAAUGAUAAAUAUUAUAUUUGGAAUUUGAGGCAUUCGUGUCAUCUGAACGGAGUAGCCAAAACUAAAACAAUGUCCAUAUCUGUGAUGAAACAAAAGGUAAUGGACAUUGUCUUAAAUGUAUUUACUUUUUUUUUGUCCAAGUAUAUUUACCAGUAAUAUUCCGUGAAUAAACUGUAGUUCCCAGUAGGUGGCAGUAUACCAUUAUCAGCUGUAGAUUAAUUACUCUUCUCCCAACCAUCCAUUUUAGAAACUCCCAAAAACCGGGUCGUUUUAAUCUGUUUUUUUUGUUAUUUUGGUGUGUGGUUUUUUUUUUGUUUUUUUUGUUUAAGCAAUGUUCUGAAACUGGAACUAGGGUCUUAUAAAUCUGUUCCAAAUAAUUAAAAUAUCCUGAAAGUGUCACUUUUUAUUUCUUUCUAUAUUGUGACACAUUUGGCACCUUCACAAUUCGUUCAUAUUUACUAAGAAUAAAAUAAGAAUAUACUGCGAGUGUUAUGCAUCGCUUUCUCCUACACAAUAGAUGUGAUGUAAAAGAACGUCAGAAAAAAAUAUUUUCUGAUGCAAAAAUAGCGAAUACAUUAUUAAAUGGAAUGUACAACACACAAUAUAACAAACAAAAAAAAACAGAAACGUCAUCAAAGUAAUAAUUAAGAAUUUUACUGCACUUGUAUAUUUAAGGAGAUAGAAGGGAAUCACACAGAUCUACUUCAGCUUCCAAAUGACCUUGAAAAUGUAUCCUCCGCUGCCAGGUAAUGUCAAAUACGUUACUAUAACAAUAUUUGCUGCCAGUGUUUAUCAGCAAUGAUUGACAAGUCUUUGAUUAAUGCCUUCUCACAAUAUUUUUGAUAUAUCCUUGUAAUCUACAUGUCCGUGAAAUUUGACUUGUAUAACAAGUGUAAAUUGAUAAGUGUUUUUGCUUGUAGCGAAAUUUGCUAAACUUAUCAUUUUCCUUUUUUUUUUUCUCGAAUGUUUUUUUUUAUUAUUAUUAUUAUUAUUAUUUAUCUUUGUAUUUUUGGUUUUGUCUCACCUGUAAGUGAGAGAGAGUGUAUGUGUGUUUAAAUCUACUAUUUAACAAAUUAUUGUCUGUUUUUCAGCUAAUUAAAUUUUUUAAAAAGACGCUAAUUUGUAACUAUGUAUACAUUUCUACCUAGCAUUAACCUUGAAAAUAUAUAUUCCGAAACGAGUAGCAACUUGAAAAAACUAAAAGAUCUGCAGAAAAAAAUUUCAGUGUCGGACUCUGAUAUUAAGGAGCAAUAUGAAAAACCUGUUGAGGUAAGAAUGGAGUCUUUAGUGUUUUGUGAUUAAUAUGUAUAGUCUACUAAAGAAAUCAUGUAAUAUUUCCGUAUUGGCCACUUUUAAUAAUUUUGCCCUCUUUUAUUAUCUCUGUAGUUUACAAGAAAUUAUUAAUCGUCUGUUUUCAACAUUCUUCAGAUCGUGCCCCUAUGUUGAUUUGCCUGCAUGUACAAUAUAACCAAUAAUUGUAAUCCGAUACGUUUUACCAAUAAUUGUAAUCCGAUAUGUUUUUAAAUAAUGGACUUUCAGGACUGUAUCAAUGGCCUCAAUGAACUGGAUAAAGAACUGGAGGAGAUUUCAGAGACGAAGAAAAAGCUAGCUGAAUAUCUAUGUGAAGAUCACACAAAACUCUCAUUAGAAGAUACGUUUAGAACCAUGAAAACAUUCCGGGACCUGUUCCUGAAAGCAAAAAAGGUCUGCAACCUCUCUAUCAAAAUAUCCGAUAAAAGAUAUAAGAUGAUAUUGUAAGGUUCCAUCCCCUCCAUAGCUGCCCUACCAAGUAAACGGGAGUCCUAACAGCUUCACAUCCGUAUUUCUCAGCUUCUACCCUUUAUCCAGUCUGAUUAGUUAUUAGCUGCCAGUCCCAGUCUGGACCAUUCCCAGUGAACAUUUCAUGCUAUUUUACUUUAACCACCAUUAUUGUGUUCUCCAGCAUUUCCUCCCCCUUUCUCUGAACAGCAGAAAAUACUUUUGGCUGGAGAUUCUGUUCACUUGAGUAUUCGGGAGUCAUUUGGGAAUUUAAUAAUUUAGUCCAAAAUAUGUUGAAUUGGGGAGAAAAAACAAACUACUACUUGUCCAAACUAGUUAUUCUGAACCAUAAUGUAUAAUGCAGCAGUCAAUUCCUGAUGAUGUCAAGUUUAUGGAAUAAUGUGAACUGUCUCCUCUCCCCCACACCCCCACCCUUAGGAAAAUAAAGACAGAAAAGAUCAAGCCGUUAAGGCUGAAAAACGAAAAAAGCAAUUGGCAGAUGACGAAGCGAAGCGACAAAAAGGCGACAAUGGAAAAAUAAGUAUGUUUACUGAACAUGUGUGCGUGAAUGAAUGUCUGGUAACGUGUGCCCUCAUUAUAUUAUUCAUUAAAGUGAGAAUUGUAUUCCACAAUUCCUUAUAAAGUAUUAUUAGAAGAAAUAGGGGACACCCCACCCCCCCCCAAAAUACCGAAACAUAACAGAUUUAUCACCAGCUGAGGAAACUAACUGAAAGUAGAGAGAGAUUUUUUUUAUUUUAUUUUUAUUGUGGGGGUGGGGGGGGGAGGUGUGUUGAUUUGGAUUUUUUUUGGGGGGGGGUUUGUUAAACUGCUCAAAUUACUUGACAUAGAAAAGUACUACAGUUAGCUAAUUUAUAAUAAUAAAGUGCCCAGUGCAGCUAUUCAGACCCGAACAGAUGUUUAUCUAAUGCUCAUGGAGAUCUGGUUGACUUAUGUUUAAUAGCUUAUACUUGAAACAUAUCGGCCGUUUUACCAGUGAUCACGUCUCCCACAAAAAGUGUAACUGGAACUUGCGAAUAUCUUUUAACGUGUGAUGUUCCUCAUUAACUAUUUCUCUCCAAUGAGUCAUUAAGUAACUUCUCCCACUUUUAUCCUUUCUUUUCCAGUCCGUAAAGGAGCAGCGGUGAAGGUGGAAGAAGGGUGCAUUAUUGAUGCUUUGUUGGCGGAUAUCAAGAAAGGAUUUCAGCUGCGCAAAACUGCAAAGACUAAGACUGAUGCAGAAUCUGGGCCUAAAAAUUCUAGCAGUGAGUUAAACACUAUAGGUAUCAGAGGUUUCGGCAUGAGAAAGGUUGUGUCGCCGGUCCGCAUGCGGCUUUCAAAUUCUUUUUUGAACAUGGACUAAAUUCUGUCUGACCAUCAGCUGGACUGUCUGCAUCCUAACCUGCAUGUGCUUCUAGCUAACACUGUGUAAUGCGAUGUACAUGACCCACAUGCGUUUAAUACUACUUAGAAUCUCACUCCUUUUGUAACUGCAUACUGAGCGUUGUUCAUUUGCAAUAAUAUAGUUUUGUAUUGUAAAAAAAAAAAAAAUGUAUUGGGGUAAAUUGCAUUUUGGGGAUCCUAAAACUAAUAUUUAUUUUGUAAACUGUAGUUGGGGGUUUUCAUUAACAAUGUAGCAUUGCUGAUUCAUUUGAAGACGUAAUUUAGCCUCUGUAUUGUGGGAAAAUAUGGGAUAAAAUAAUUUAUUGAAUAGGACAGAUUUUUCCAUGCAAUCUAAGGAAUAAAAGUUUUUGGUACCUGUUGAUUCUUGUAUGUUGUCGCUUUAUUUUUUUUUCUUAUUUUUUUAAUUUUUUUUUUUUGCAUUAAUAAUAUUGUGAAUGAACAAAACAAUGUAUUCUUGACUGUAAUGGACCGUUGCAUGCCAAAAAUAAAUAUUUUUUUCCUAUUCUGCAAAUCUGUGUUCAGCUUGAUAAGUGGCUUGCCAAAUCUAACUGCAUGGCUAACAUUCAACAUCUCACUAACUAAAUAUGUCCUGUGUUUCUGUGAGUCUCGUCUGUCUAAUGACCGUAGCACUCUAAAAAUUGUGAUUUCAUUUUUUUUCUUUUCAAGGCAAAACUGUACAAAUGGUAGAAGACUCCAAAAAAGUGUCUGACUUAAAUGACAAUGUAGUUACCAACGAGAAAAGUUGUUCAAAUCCUUCUCUUUUGAAUGACCAACCUAAAAUUAAAGUGGAUAGCCCACCAAUUCUGAACUCAAUUGGUAAAGUAGAUGUGGAAGCACAGUCAAGCCAAUCUUGUCAAAAUGAUAAUCCUCUCAUUGAAGGCAUGGAUCAGAAACCACUUCUUGUUACCCCUGUUGUAUUGAAUGCAACCUCGUCUACCCUAAAAGUCCAUGUAGAAGAUGUGGAAACCACACAGGACAAGAGAUGUUCAGCUGAUUCUAACAGUAUUUUGAACAGCAAAUCACCCAUUAUUGAGAUCUCUGAAAACCAAGGACGAUCAAAUGGAAAUGAUGAAAAGGCGCCUAAAAACAUACAGAAUGUAAAUGAAAUAAAUAAAAAUUCAGAAAAGUUAAAGAAAUCUCCAGAUCCAGAAAAUAAUAAAUUUAGCAAAGCAGCAGUGGAAAGUUCAAAAGAUGAACCACCUCCAACAACUCAAAAAAAUGGUUUAGGAGGUUUACCUCCAGACCUAGCAAAUCCUCUGGUUGACGGCACUCAACUUAUCAUGGCAAAUGAUCCGGUAGAUAGUUUGCCCCAACCUCAGACAAAUGAUCCGGUAGAUAGUUUGCCCCAACCUCAGACAAAUGAUCCGGUAGAUAGUUUGCCCCAACCUCAGACAAAUGAUCAGGUAGAUAGUUUGCCCCAACCUCAGACAAAUGUUCUGGUUGAUAGCUUGCCCCAGCCUCAGACAAAUGAUCAGGUAGAUAGUUUGCCCCAACCUCAGACAAAUGUUCUGGUUGAUAGCUCAUCCCCAAAUAUUUCAAACACACCUCAGGCGAAUGAUACGGUUAAUAACUUGCUUCCAGUUCACACAAAUGAUACCGUUGAUGGCUUGCCAACAGCUCAGGCAGAUGUUCCAAUUGAUGACUUACCCCCAGCUGUGUCAAAUAUAUUGGAGGAAAGUUCACCAACUGUGGUUAACGAGGAUACCCUAAAUAACUCUAUGAGCUCCACCCUAUCACCCAUUUCAGAUCAGAAAGGAAAAAGAGGCUCUUCAAAAAGGAGAAAGAAAAGGCAUUCCAAAAGUGGAGAAGGUAAUUUUAUUUAUUUUUGUUUCCUCUGCAACGGCUUUCCAUUUAUUUCUCCUAAUAUUAACAGGUAUAUGUUUCAGUAUGGUAAUCAGCAAUGUUAUCACCGUCAUCGCACCUAAAAUCAUGACCCUAAAACUGGGAACAAUCUAGGCGCAUGUGUUCUCAGUUAUGCACACACUCUGUGCUAAUUUCACGUGUCCGAAUUUCACUGGUGAAAAAAAUGGAUAUUUACUAAAGUGAGACUUCAAAUUCAAAGGUCCAAAUAGCAAACCUGGAAAAGGUCUUUAAGUCAACUUUGCAUUCAGUUUGGCUGCACUGGCCUAACGUCUGAAAUUCAGUUUAUUUUGGUAAAUAACUCUACCACUGUCGCUGUUUUAUUUACAUAAUGCUUUAAAAUGUCAGAGACCUUUAAAAUUUGAAAAAUGGCUUUUUAAGUAAACAUUAAUCUAGGUAUUGAGGAUAAUUUUCCAUUAACCUAUGAAUCAAAAUACAAUUACUGUAUAUAAAAGUCAAACUUCCCAGAAUACCUUGUCCCAUCCACAUUAUUAUGACUUGGUAUCUUAAUAUAUCAAGUUUCUCUGCGGGUUUCUCCUGUUUGGUUCCCGGCUGAACAGAGCUGCAGAGAUUGUUUGGUCAGCAGUGCGUGAACUACACACCUAAUGUGAAGCAUCGCUCUAAACUUAAUGUGUUACUCCAAGCACCAUCACCACUGAAGUGAUUUGAAGUGGUUAUGGUGCCUGGUGUCUGUAUAUGCAGCGUUUAGCUUUGAGUUCUACGCUGGCUAAUGCCAAUUUUGUGCAUUUGUUUUGUUAGCACAGUGUGCCAUUUGUUGUCUGAGAGCGGUUCUAUUCUCUUUAAAAAUCCCUUAGAUAAUUCCAUGUGGCCUUAUUAUCCAUAUCAACCUUUCCAUUUAGCUUAUAUUUAAAGGACCACUCUAGGCACCCAGACCACUUCAGCUUAAUGAAGUGGUCUGGGUGCCAGGUCCAGCUAGGGUUAACCCAUUUUUUUUAUAAACAUAGCAGUUUCUCUGAUCAAUGGGUUAAGCCUUCCCCCAAUUCCUCUAGCGGCUGUAUCACUGACAGCCACUAGAGGCGCUUGCGUGAUUCUCACUGUGAAAAUCACAGUGAGAGCACGCAAGCGUCCACAGGAAAGCAUUGAAAAUGCUUUCCUAUGCGACCGGCUGAAUGCGCGCGCAGCUCUUGCCGCGCGUGCGCAUUCAGCAGUCGGGGAGGAUCGGAGGAGGAGAGCUCCCCGCCCAGCGCUGGAAAAAGGUAAGUUUUACCCCUUUUCCCCUUUCCAGAGCCGGGCGGGAGGGGGACCCUGAGGGUGGGGGCACCCUCAGGGCACUAUAGUGCCAGGAAAGCGAGUAUGUUUUCCUGGCACUAUAGUGGUCCUUUAAAGUAAUCUUGUAUUUUAUUACCCUCUAACCUUCCUAAGCCGUGUGUAAUCGUUGUACACAGCAUUGUUACAUUAGUGUUUUCUUUCUUUAAAAACAGAGGUUGAAAUUGAACCCGAAACACACAAAACAAAAAGUUGUGUGGUACAGUGAGGUAUGUAAAUAAAACAGGAUUUACGUUCACUAACAGACCCCCUGAAAUUAUUAUUUUCCAAUGCUAAUUCAAUCCUUAACACUAGAAUUUCUAAUCUGCAUCUUCCUUAAUCCUUGCUGUAGCUUGCCUUAUCAAUCAGACCUGUCCCAAUUGGCCUUUUUCAUUACUUUUUAAAUGGCUUGCUUCAAGAGUGGAACUACUUUUUACUGGGACAGAUACAUGUUGCCUUUAGGUCACCCAAAAUGUGACGCUUGUUCAGAAAGAUUAGAAAUGUUAACCAUGGUGUAUUCUUGUUAAAUGUAUGGAAUACGCAUAUUCUAUUGCAGGACACAGACAUUAUGGGUUUGAUGGAGAUACAGAUGUAACACUAGUCACCCAGACCACUUUAUCUCAAAGAAGUGGUUGUGGUGCACUUACCUUUUGCUCUUUGAACAUUGUAAUCUUUAUUUAACUUAAUUUUAUUAAGGAAAGGGAGGUGUACAGAAGGUAACGUGUAGUCCCGAAAUGACCAUUGUUAUUUUCAGUCAUCCGGAACCAGCACGGCAAAGUGAUUCAAUGCGUGAAUGGGCUAUAACACCGGACUCAAAAAGCAAAGUGGGUAGCUCCGAAAUCACUACUGCUUUAAUCUGUAUGUAGGAAUUCUUGCAGAAAUAUAAGGCAAAACAAGCACAUUUAUAGACCUAUUAGAAUUCCCUAUGUGAUUUCACAGUCACUUUUAAUAUUUCCUUCAGUCUGAGCAUCAUUUAUCACCCAUCUGCCCCAUUUUUGGACUCCAGAAGAAAGAAAUGGUGCCCUGGGCAGUUGGUAAAAUCAGCUUAACAAGAUUAAAAAGUGAUUAAAUGUUGGGGAAGCUACGAAAUGUCUCAGUAAUGAACAGUUCCACUGUGCCUCCUCAGCAAUAAUGAGUUUAUUUACAGUAUAAACUCAUAAGCCUUCGCCACACUGAUUAUUUCUGUCUUCUGGAAUUUGGAAUCUUAUGUUAUAAUUAUUACAGUUUAGUUUCAUACCGUGUGUGUGCAAUAUAACAACUAGUCUAAUAAAAUGCAAGAAAUUUACUUUUUCUUUUUUUUUUUAUAUCAUGGGCUAAAGCGAGGAUAUGAACAAAAGUAGCAACAAACUAUUCUGCAAUUGAUAACAUAUGCUGAAUUUGUGUAAAUAUGUCUUCCCCUCUUAGAUGUCAGUAACAUGCCUUAAGGGUAAACUGCGUAAGUGAUCAGAAAUGUAAGGAGCCGUCUCACUAUUAAAAUAGGGGUAAGGAGGUAAGGCUAUACACAAGUUUCCAGCUCUGACCAAAGUGAAUUCAAUCGGAGUUCAGAUACCAAAUCUCCGAAAGCUCCAAAUUCAACACCUUCCAAGCUUUUAGCUCCAGCCAGAAGAGUUACAAUUCAAUAUUUUUUGUACUGUUCCAGAAGCUUACACUCACUCCUUUGCAACAUGCACAAUCAAAUUUUACAAAUUAGCAUUUUUCCCCCAAGCAAGCACUAAGUUAAGUCAAGUGCCCGUGAAUUUCUUGUAGUUGUUUAGUGAGGAUCAAACUAAGAUCUUUGGUGUUCCCAAACUCAUUGCAUGCUCGGAAUACACCUUAGCUAAUCUCUGCAGCAAGGAAACCUGAACAUGAGCUUUUAGCUUCUUGCAUUAAAAAAUAGGUGUCACACAGUCAUAUCCUAACUUUAUAGGAAUGGUUAAACCUAUAAACAGAUGUACUAGAAUGACGUAUUACCGGGCCUUAGAGUGGCUGGGCUGAACGUCAGAAAGGUAAUGACAAAGUCAGUAAUAGCCAAAGUGAGGAAUAUAGAGAUAUGGAGAAACGGAAUAACAAGCCGGGUCAGGAUACCAGAAAUACACAAAGUCCAAUACAAGCCAAGGUCAAUAUCAGAAUAUAACUAUAGAGGCUUACUAUGUCUUGUAUAAAGGCAGAAACCAUGAUCGGGCAAGGAAUAGGGGCCCAAGUUAGCAUUAUGUAGGCUAACAAUGUUUCUGAUUGGUCCACGCCAUCUCUGCAACUCCAAAAUGAAUGAUAAUAGAAUAUCGUGGUCACUUUAAGGGUGGGCGUGACAUCACAGCAUUUGAAUUUAUAAAAGACGCCCUAUUUGAAUGGGCAGUGUCUAAUAUUAUGCAGGGAAGAAAACAGGUAAAAGGAUUUUUGCCCGUGGGAACCAGCAGAGGGAGCUGCUUGCUGGGCUGAAUGUAAAGUAUGUAGUAGUCCCUGUUUAGUCCAACGUGGGUAGCAGCGUGAGUGCCAGUAUCAGGUAAGUACAUCUCAAUAGGGACUUCAUGAGAGAUUAAAGCUGCUUGGUAAAUGACAAACAUGCCCAACUGGGAAGAAAUAAAGUAUACACCUAUUCACCAAACAUGCUGCGGUUCUAGAGCAGACGAGGUGAAAAUAACGGACACAAACAAGCCUACAGCCUGCGUCCUCAGAUCCGUUACAAUUAUUUGACUUUGUUUCCUGUUCCUCCAACAAUAAAACUGCUUCCUUUUCUAAAACUAAAAUAGGAUUAGAUAGCAACAUGAUCUGCUGUCGUCUUCACGGAACAGCUGAAACUAAGUGUCAUGGCAAAUGUCGUAUAUGCACCAGCAAUAAUUGUCGAGCAUAUUCGCUCACACAGAAACGUCUGACUGAUAUAUACGAUCACACACAGUGCAGGGUGAUAUCACGGAGUCCGUGUUCAGUUUGUGUCAUCCCAUGAUCAUUUCAACGUUAGAAAUUGAAUUAUACUUGAAUAGCGAGUUGUACCUUUAUAAACUAGUUACUUUUUUUUAUACAUCCGCUUGUAAGCUAGUUUGAGCAAGACCUUUGUCACUUCCCCUCUCUGUUAUAUUUGGGAUAUAGAAACAUAGAAUGUGACGGCAGAUAAGAACCAUUCGGGCCAUCUAGUCUGCCCAAUUUUCUAAAUACUUUCAUUAGUCCCUAGUCUUAUCUUAUAGUUAGUAUAGCCUUAUGCCUAUCCCACGCAUGCUUAAACUCCUUUACUGUGUUAACCUCUACCACUUCAGCUGGAAGGCUAUUCCAUGCAUCCACUACCCUCUCAGUAAAGUAAUACUUCCUGAUAUUAUUUUUAAACCUUUGUCCCUCUAAUUUAAGACUAUGUCCUCUUGUUGUGGUAGUUUUUCUUCUUUUAAAUAUAGUCUCCUCCUUUACUGUGUUGAUUCCCUUUAUGUAUUUAAAUGUUUCUAUCAUAUCCCCCCUGUCUCGUCUUUCCUCCAAGCUAUACGUGUUAAGAUCCUUUAACCUUUCCCAGUAAGUUUUAUCCCCAUUCUAUAAUUAUAAAGCGCUGCAGAAUAUGUCGCCAUAAAACUGCUAAUAAUUAAUCUGCUUAAAAACUAGCACGUGAACAGGUAUGUAUUUGCUGGCCAAUUAUUUGCAGCCCAAAGCAAUAACUGAUUUUCACAUGUGGAAGUUGUAAUAAAAUUGCUAUAAACAUAACAGUUAAUAUAUAAAACAUGUUGUGCAUCUGCUUGUUUGUUUGUUUGUUUUUUUUAUCUGUAAAAACGUUUUCUGGGUCCUAAAUUUUCCUACCAACACAUUCAUCGUAUGUUAUUAUUUUUUUCCCUCCCAGACUGAAUUAGUGGCCCUGUCUACACAUAAUAUUAAGAGGCAAUUCUGUGCCAUUUUUUCUCCUGACUUGUUAUUACACCACAGUCAGUCUGGAGCAACUGGAAAAUUGUGGCGAUGUAUAAAGAAGUGACAUAAUGCUUUAAUACUUAGGAAACUAGUGUGGUUGGGAAAUGAUCUUGGAAAAUAGGGAGGAAAAACAGGACCGUUUUGAUCUAUAUCUAGUGACAAGUUGGAUCCACUUAGAUUAUUAAUACCAGGGCUAAUUCACUUCAAAAUUGACAUUUUUUGUUUGUAUGUCGUAUUGGACAUUGCAUGCUAUCUUUUUAAAUCCUUUUUAAACACCAUUCAUUGUCCGUCAGCUGUUUUAGACUAUACUUCUUUAAAUAUUCUUACAGCCGAUGGAAAUGUGUAAAGCAAUAUUGGAAAAAAAUAAUUUUUUACAGCAGAGUGUGUAUAUUAUUCUUCGAGAGCGCAAACCUCCUGCUGUCUGCAAAGCAGGUAUAGCUGCCCUAAGCAACACCAGCUUUUGUUGAGCAAAAGAUUCCAAAUAAUGUAUCAAUUCUAGAGACAGUUUGGGUUACAGAAGGCAUGUCAUUUUCAUAAUCGUCACUUUCACUUCCUACAUUUGGCGAAGUUUAAUUCUACCCAGACAAAGCCAUAGUAUUCAGGGAGACCCGCAUUUUAACUGUAUUACAUUUGAAGAUAAAUUGGAGUACUAGGUGGGAAUUGACUAUUAGAUACACCCUCUAGCAUGUAAGCUCAUUGAGCACCCCUCUGUUCCUGUGCGUCCAACUCGUCUGGUUACAAUUACAUGUCUGUUAGCCCACCCAUUGUACAGCGCUGCGGAAUUUGUUGGUGCUUUAUAAAUAAUAAUAAAUAGAUCAUCAAGUAAAUCCAGGUUUUCUGAGGUUGACCGAGAUCUAGGAAUUUGGGGGUCACGUUGGCAAUAAAUCUUCCCCCCAUGCACGUGUUGGGAUUCAAGUUCCGGUGGGGCAAUUCAAAGGAAGUAAAAUUAACUCUUUGAUUUCUUAGUAAGAUGACAACUCUUGCUGGCUUCUUCUACGAUUAUUAACAUAAUCACCUGUUACUUGUCUAAUUUUGCUCCUUUUUUUUUUUUUUUUUUUAUAGGUUUCAGAGAAAAGAUGAAGAACAAGCAAUGAAGUCAACAGCAAAUAUGUCUAUUGAUUUUUUAUUUUUUUUAUAAUCUGCCUUUUUGCUUAUCUCGCUCUUGUGCUGGUCACAAUAAUUUAUAAAAUCAGUCCCCUAACUGGAACUGUUUUACUAUCAACUGCAUGUUUAUGGGCCUUGCUACUUUAUAUUUUAAUUACUUGUUUUUCCAUGGAAAAGCUGAAAUGUAUUUUACUGCACUUUAGAGGCAAAUAGCUAUAUCAUUGAUCGUAUUAUUAAUAUGGAUAUUAUACUGAAUAGAUACCUACGUACACGGACAAAAAAAACGAAAAAAAAAAAACACAUUUAUAAGCCUGCUCAUUUUUAACCAGAGUUUUUUAAACAAUGACGCCAGCCUUAAGUCAUAGCUACUUGCUUUAAAUGAAAUAUGUAAUGUAAACUGUGCUCGCGGUAAGUAAAAUAGAUACAGUGUGCUAAGCAAGCAAAAACUGGAGAAAGAAGUAAUUUAAACUCGGUUACUCACUAAAGUGAGAAUUCUUGGUAGUCCAAAGUGAAAUUCAAACAUAAGGCUAAGAUAGCCAAACUAGAAAAAUUCUCUUUCGGUUAUGCGUCUAGUUCAGCUCCUUUGGCUUUCAAUUGGAAAUUCAUUUUGACUUCCUGACCAAUUUCACUCUAGUGAAUAACCCUGGAAGACUCAGACUUUGAUGUGUCAUGCUGCCUAGGAUGCAGAUUGAUAAUAGCCUAAUUGCAUAUGAGAUCUUAAAUGAACAUUAAAAAAAACAGGGAGGAAAUAGUGUAGUAACUAAUUUUGUGCCAGAAAAAGCAGAAAACACAAGGUACUCGGACUUAGCUGGUGGGCCGCAAGCUUUUUUGGGAUUUCAAGCACUGACUGUAUUUUAGUGAGAGAGAUUAACGACUAAAAUAGGUAUUAAGAAAGAUGAUGCGUAUUGUUUUUGAGGCAGAUGUUGUGAUUAGUUAACAACUAGUUUGCUAAAUUUAGGGCAAAUAGCAGGCGCAGAAAAACUAUAUCCUACGGUGGAAGUUUAAUUUCAACUCAACUAUAACUAAAUUUUGUAACCUUGUUAGCUCAAAAUUUAGUCAAUUUAAACCACAAACAAAAGACCUCGGCUCUUGGCAACUUGUUUUUGAACAUAUACAAAGCUUCUUUGACCUUAAUAGGAUCUAUCAACUGAAGAAAUCACCUUUUUGGUACAAUGUUUACUUUAUGUCAUCCUCUAGUACACAAGCCAAAAAGGGGUUCACAAUCCAGUCCUCAAGUACCCCCUACCAGUCCAGGAUUUAGGGAUUACUUUGUUGUGUCUAAAGUGUUUGGGGGUAUUUUCUUCUAAAAAACACCCUAGACAAAACUUGGUAAUCCCUAAAUCCUGGACUGGUAGGGGGUACUUGAGGACUGGGUUGGGAACCACUGCUCUAGUCCAUCUUACAUAAGGAUACGGAAAUAUUAUUCUCAUCCUGAACACACUUUUACAUAUUUUCAUUCUUGUAGCCGUUGAAAUUUAUUUUUUAUGUUUUUAAGAACAAUGGUACAAAUGUUAUUCUAUAGAUUGUCAGAAUAACUGACGAAAACACAUUUGUAGGCUGGGUCCCAUAUAAACAUUUAUAAAACACUACAGUCUUAUUUUUUUUUUAUACAGUCAAGAGAAAUUAAAACAAUAAGAGAUUAAAAGCAAACUAAAAUAUCUCUAUAUAAUAAGGUAUUAAUCAUAAAAGUGAAAUAGUUAUGUGCUUUCAUAAUUAAGGUGCAAAUAUUUCUAUAUGUAGAUAUAAACAACAUAGUGUACUCAGACCUAAUGGCUUUAUCGUCUAAAUAUGACUAACGAUAAAUGUUUUGUAAAAAAAUAAAGGACACCAUCCUGGGUUAGGUGGUAAAAUAAACAAACAAAAUUAAAAGUAAAAAACACAGAGUUCAGAACACCAGGCUGUUUUUAGAGUUGACUUUGAUUUAAUUUCUCCAGUAUGGGGAAUAGGUACAAGACAGACAGACUGCAGUUCAUGGACUUGGACACCCCAUAUUUGAUACCAAAUACACACACACACACACACAAAGCAACAACAACAACAAAAAACAUUGUGGAUAUACUGUGGGAAAUAAUAUAUAACAUGCAACACCAUUUAGUGGAUAAGGCACAGGGACAUCAAAUAUAACUGUGAGUAUUGCUGUACCUUUACCACUAAAUGUAAAGUUGCAGGUUAUAUGUUACAAAUGGACCAUGCACAGUAUAUUCAAUCUGUUUUGGUGUUUUUUCUUCACAUCUGGACUGACCUAUUUUCAUCAUAUUUGCCAAUCUGAAAAUGUUUAUGUGACAGGUUUGCAAUACCAAGUGCAAUCCGCAUGUCAAUUAUCCACAAAUCCAAGUGUAGAGAACGCAUAUUGAAUAUAUGUAUGUAUUAAAAAAAACAAAAAAAGCAUAGUAUCUAUUGUCCUAAUUCCUUUGCGUGCUGGCAGAUUGAGAAUGUAUUUUGCACCACUGAGGCACACAAAAAAAGGUUAUCCAUCAAAUUCCGAGCAUUAUCUCUUAUCUGUGCAUUGGUGAUGCCAUAUUGAACACUUGUAUGUAAAUAAGGAUAUUUGGGGGGUUUGCUAAGUGCAGAAUACUUUCUUAAUAAAUUAUUUUAUUUCGAAAAAAAAUGUUUUUGGUUUUCAUUUAAAUAAACUGUGAACUAAAACCCUGCAUUAAUUCGAUGUAGAGUAUUAUUAAUGGUUUAACUCUUACCUUGCUGUGUUGGAUGUCCACAGAACUUACAGUACAAGUUGAUCUUACAAAGCAGAAGUUCAUACUUCCUUGUUAACAUGCCAGGUUUAAGCUGUAUUCAAGAGUGCCAGCUGACUGUUG
Messenger RNA from Pelobates cultripes (western spadefoot toad), 60305 nucleotides. NCBI's taxonomy places the organism in Eukaryota, Metazoa, Chordata, Amphibia, Anura, Pelobatidae. The record is from the annotation of a GenBank genome assembly.